AUGUCUCAUAAAUGGCACGAGGAUUCGACUCGGCAUAAUGUCCAAGCCAACUCAGAUUAUUCUGAAGUAUCGGACGUGCAUCGAUCUUUGACAGGGUUUAGUGGUGGAGGUGGCGUGCAACAACAUGCAAUUGCCAGUCCUCGGACGUCCAAGAAACGCAGUUUUCUGCAGUCGUUUAACAAGGGGCCACAGAGGAAAGGUACGAUAAUCACAAGGCCGUUAAAUCACGACGCAAUGCCGGAGGAGUCGUUCGAGGUAAGGGUCACUGCGGCUAACACGCCGCUGACAAUGAUACAGUCAAAGAGCUCCAAUUCUCUAAUUACAUUUUGAGAUUUUUAUAAAUGUGACGUUUUCCCUAAAAUUUAGUUAGGGUGUAAAGCUAUUCGAAGACCUUGUCUGAUACGAAGAUUUUUUAUUUUUGCUUGAUAUUGUUAUUAAGUGUACCCUAUGAUCUGUUUACAUGCAACUGUUCACUUUCAGGUCUUCAGGUUCGAGUCUUUUGAUUAAACGUGUGCUGGUUUUUAUGUCUUAAUUAAUCAUUCCGUAUUCGAAACUUUUGUAAUCAUUACAAUUUACACCUUUUUAUCAACGUUUAUAUGUUCAUCAGGACAAAGCAGUUUUUUUACCUCUAAUAAUUGCGUAAAAAGCGUCACUCAUCGAGUAACUUUUGCCGGACAUUCACCCACUGUUGCAGCUUAAUUGAAUCACAAAAGACUGAGUUGUUUCAAGAAUAAAUAGACAUUAAGUGCCUUGCAAAAUGUUCAAGAUCUUUCUAAAAAAAUACAAAUCGCCUCAAGCCUUGCCUCAAGAUGUUUUGCUUUGUUACAGAUGAAUUUUAAUGACCUCAUUUGGAAUCCCUCCAAAAAUCAAAUGAGCCAUUAUUGUAUAUGAUUUGGCAUAUUGCUCUGUUGUCUACAUACAUGUAUUUGGCCAAAUAGGUGCAAUAUUCUUUACAGGAAUGAUAAAAAUUCCUUGAGGACAUUUAACUUCUCUGUGUUUGCGGCAAAUGAUCCUGAGGUCAAUUCUGUCCGCAUGGGAAGAAAAACACAUAAAUGUUGUGUUAGUUAUCAGCUGAUUGAUGGGCAUUGUUGGCCCAGUGACACAGUACCGUAUUGUAUUCCACUCAAAUUUACACUUUUUGCAGGAGGCUAAGGAAGGUGAUGCUGAAAGAAUAAGGAUCAUGAAAAUGGUGAAGGUAUGGUAUGGUAAUGAUUUUUCAAGGCCACACAAGAAAUUUGUUUUUUUUUUGGCAUCAUCUUGAAAGCUGUUGCUAUAAUCAGUUAUUUUUUUACAAAGCAAAGAAAACUUUUAACUGAAGUUUUGACAUAUUUUAUGACAUCAAACAGAAAAAUUCAAGGUAGUUUAAAUUUCACUAUAUAGUGACAGUGACUUUUUUGCAUAUUUAUUGUUUUAAAAUCUUAAGAUCAGACUCUAGUUUUGUUUCAGUUGGUAAAAAGGCAAAAUGAAAACUAUGACCAUUUAAGCGGUUUGUAUUUAAGGUGAAAUUCAGCCAAAAAGAAAAACUUUUAAACCUAAAGGAGAAGAAUCAAACCUUAGCAAGAAACAGAAACUAGAGACCUUUUGUCUUUUAAACUCGUUAAGUUUAAUAUUGUUCUUACAUUUUCAAGGAAGGACUAUUGUCUGUUGAAGAGGCUAUGGAACAAGCCAAAACUCUAGGAGUAAUGGCCUCUACUGAGCCUGUUGGUGACGAAAACAGUGAAGAAAAGAUCUUUAACUUUGGAGUUUAUAAAUAUGGCAGAGACAAAACAAGUCUUUCUAGAAGAAUUUUACAGGUACAUCUUUUAACCCCAACACCAACACACAUACAUGUAGGGUGAAUUUGACUGAGAAAUUAUUGACUUUCUGAUUUUGGGUCUUCCAAAUUGAAUCCUAAAUCCAAAACAAAUUUUGGGGUGAGGGUUUGUUACUUGAAGUUCAUGUGGACAAUAAGGAUUACUGUUUGGUAAAAUCUGUUUUGGAUUUAUUUUUCAAUAUGCCCCCAUAAUCACCACACUGCUCUCUAAAAUAAUUUGUCUUGUAAAUUGGCAGUAGUGGAAAUUAGAAUUUGAAUAAGAGAUACAAAAUGAAAUUAUGCAAAUUUUCAUAAGCAGGUUUUAAAAGUUUUUUUAAAAAUAUUUCUCUGUAUUUCUUGGAAAAAGAAUACAAAUAAAUGACACAGAAUUUGUUUCCUUUUAGUUUGACUUUCAGGAGAAAGUUCUCUGCAUAAUCCAAAAAGGAAACAGAAACAAAAAGUUUGCAUUUACAGACCUGCGAGGUUUUGACAGUGAGGUAAGUGUUGGCCUGUGAAGAGUCCUCUGGUGUGAUAGUUACACAGGCAUGUCCCUCGCAAGAGGGUACAGUUUUGAUUUUGAAGUAUUUUGGGACAAAAGGGGUGUGUGCGUGUGCGUAAGGCAUGGAGGGGAGGCGGGGGGGGGGGGUGCAGAGGGAGUGAAGUGGUAGGUAUGGAUUUGUAUGCAUCACCUGAACGGAGGAUGUCAUUUAUCUUUCUUCUUCUCAGUUGACUUUCAGUAAACAUAACUAUAAAGGUUACCUUUCUGUGGUGUCUCUUGAUUAACAUCCAAGCUCUUCAUCUGUUUCAAUAUCCCUUCACAAAAGGCAGGGCCUAUGAGAAAUCAGUGAGAAAAUCAAAAUUUCCAGUUGGAAAAUCAAAUGAUUUGCACCAUUCAAUUUGGGAAGCCUCAGAAAAUAUAGCCUGUGAUUUGAGGCGAUGAAAAAUUUCUACUCUUUCAAGCCUGUUGAUUUUGUAGUGGGUUGUUCUCCCACCGAGUCAAAAUUUGUAGUUUUAUGUUUAUGAACAAGAUUUCCACCUGGGUGGUUUGUGUACAUGUAAAUAGUAAAUACCCAGUAUCUCACUACAGGACUGGUAUAAAUUUCUUAAUUUGGUUUGAAUUUUAGGAUGGUGUACGGUUUUACAUUUACUUUGAUAGCGACUACGAACUUGAUGCUGACAGUGUGGAAGAGAAAAAUAAGGUCAGUAUAUUGGGACUUCAUUUCACUUCUACCACACCUGUGGUGCACUUGAUUUGUCAAUGUAAAAAUCACUGGGUCACCGUUCUCGUUAGACAAACCAGAAAAGUUGUUGGAUGUACAUUACGUUGACUCUUAAUUUUUUUGAUAUCUGUGCAAAUCUUCAGCUACAAAUGUCUCUAGUGUUUGAUCCAUCCAGUGUUUGUGUCUAACUGUAGUUAGGAGUUCAUUGGCAUGAGCACUUUUUAGUUGAAUAUUGUCUGAUGACUGACAGUUAUUUGUAGGCCUGCCGUGUUGUGGCCAUUGAAUAUUUCUGUUUUUUGUUAAAAUCCCAAAAAGUAAAUCGUGGCUUGGAACCAUUUUGUGAGAGAGACAGGAGAGAGGUUCUUAUGUCUGGUAACAUCUUCAUCUAUUGAUUGAAAGUGUAGAGUGAUAAGUAAAUUUAUCAGUAAUUUUGCCAGAAUUAAUUUGGUCUUGGACGGAGAGGGUUAAUAUUUGCCUGGACGUAGAAACAAUAAAGAUUAAUAAGGAAUUAUCUUCUUUCUUUCUGAUUAAUGAAUGUUUCCAAUAAACUUAAACUGCUUAGUUCUUGUUAGGCAGUAUUAAAUUAAUAUUGUUCUGUGUUGCUCUGAGCUAAACAGUUUUUUUCAUUUUUGAUAACAGAUUUGUCAUUUGCUGGAAUCCAUUGUACAGCAGAACCAAGGAGAUCAACCAGAUGGUAAGCCCAUUUCUUUCCCCAGCAGUUCAAAAUGGCACAUAAUAAUAAUGCUAGUAAUAAUAAUAAUGAUAAUAUUAAGUUAUUAUUACCAAAAACAGUUUUAUUGUUAAUUUUCAGAUUUUAGAAGCACUAUAAAACUUAUAAAAAUCCAAACGAGGUCCCAGUGGAUGUCUAAUAUAGUAAUAAUAGAAAUAGUUGUUAAUAACAAUAAUAUUAGUAAUAAUAACAACAACAAUAAUAAUACAGUUGACUCCUGGUAACUCAAACCUUCUGGGUAAAUAAAAAGUUUGAGUUAUCAGGAGUUAGAGUUAUGGGGAGUCCAAAGCGCAUACAAUGUUGCCAGAAAUAAGGAAAUAAUGAAGGGAAAGGAAUACAACUAUCAUGUACACUUCUCUUCAAGGGCAGCAAGAUAUAUAUUAUUGAUAUUUUGUAAAAGGAAUUAAAGCAACAAAGCUUGAAAAAUAUACAGGGCUGGACACUGUAUGUAAACUUGACUGACAAGAAAGUAGAGACAAAGACUACAGUAGCGAGGGUUUGAGGUAUUGGGAGUUGACUACAAAAAAUGAUAAUAACUAUAAUAAUAGUGAAAAAUGUCUCAUUAUAUCAAAUUGUUUGGCUAAGGGGGUUGUUAGUGGUAGCCUAAUCUUGGUUGAUUCCAUGUUUUAGGAGAAUUUGUUGCACCAUCACUUGACACUGCGAGGAUCAUCAAAGAAGGGCAAAUUGAGAAGAAAGGCCAUAGUGCAGCAUUUAUGAUGUGGCCAAGGUAAUUGAAAAAAAUCUGGAAAGUACUGUUAUAGUUAAAAGUUUGUCAAAAGUACAGGGCUGACUGUCAUUAUGGUUUUAAGUAGCUCAUCUCUAAGGAAAAGUAGACCUGUGUAUGUUUCUUAAAUUUGACUCAUUUUCAAACUUAGAGUAUCUGGCUGGUUUUACUACAGUAGCGGGUUUAAAAAGCUGGUUGCUGGCUUCUGGCUAUUAAUGAGAGCCCUGAAAGUGUGAAAUACAAUGCUGGUUAGUCCAGGGAUGAGUAAUCCUGGACAAUAAUAAUAAUGUGGGGGUAUUUACCAUAAUUCUUGCAAGCUUUCCCCUUUUUUCAGACCAAAAGAUGUGAUUUUCCGUACCCUAUUUAACACCUGACCAAAAGUUGAUACCCUGGUAGUCUCAGACUAGUACAUUUUCUUGUUGGGUAAGUAACCUUACUUGCCCGAUGGGCAUUAAGCCAAGCCCUCUAGGUUGCUCUGGCGGCGGGGUGUGAAAUGGAGGAGGGCUUGCAACUACGUCUCUGGAAUUUGAAUUCUGCCUACAAUUCUCCUGUGGCUUCCCAUCAACUGAGCUGUCAGAUUUCCACCAAUCAGUGGGAAGCAGAGCCUGCAAACUGCAGAUGUAUUUCCGGUCGUUGCUUCACUCCCUCUGAAAAAAGGAUGCAACUAAUUUGCGAUUUCCUUUGUUUAUGAAGAUGUCCUGUCUCCAAUCUGCAUGAUCUCAUUCUGUUCCUUGGUCUCUGAUCUCUUGGGUGGGGUCAUUCUCUAGCAGUGCGUUGGCAAGUUUAAAUGGACUUGCAUCUUGGUACACAUCUCUGCCAUCGGUUAUUCUCCUUGUACACUGUACAAUGGCGCUAUGCUUGAACCGUCCACCAAGGUUACAAUGUACAAUGCUGGCUCAAAGGCUUUUGACCAUUUGUUUGUCUUCUUUCGUUUCAUUAGUACAUGAUCUCCAAUGAUUAAGGUGUGCUCCUUAGUGUUCUUAUCUUAAGCAUUCAAUUUGAUCUUUUGGUUGUUUGUAUUGUGCAUCUCGCUUGGUUCUUACUUGUCUGUUCAUGAGGGCUUUGUAAAGGGUUACUCCUGUUGCUGGAUGUGGAGUGGAGCGAUAGCCUGCCAACAUUUCUUGGGUAGCGGUGUUGCUAUUUUGUCCUUGAAGAUGGGUGAUCUGCUCACUCCUAUUGAACACACUUCAUGAAACUUUCAGCUUCUCCAUUGGUACAUGCAUGUUUUGGGGUGACACAGUGGUUAUGGAAUCCCUCUGUGAUGGCAAACUCAGCAAAUUCGUUAGAGUUAAAAGGAGGUGCAUUGUCACUUUCUAGUUGGAGCCUUGGUGUUCCAUGUGUUGCAAACAUGGUUUUGAGCUUCUCCAUUGUAGGUUGUGCUGUUGAGUGUGUUUUUGCUACUUCUGGGUAUCUUGUCCUUUUGUCUACAGCUACCAUGUUGUACUGUACAUCAGGGUAAGGCCCCUAAAAGUCUACAGCUUUGAUGUCCCAUAGUUUCUUUGGAAUGUCCGUAACUUAACCUGGUUCUUGUUGGUGUUGUUUAGUGGUCAAUUGGUACUCAUAGCACUGGCCAAUGAUUUGGUUUACCAUUCUGUUCAUUGAGGGUAACCAAUACGUCUCUCUCAGCAUUUGUUUUAUUUUGGUCGUUCCAAGAUGUCCCAGAUGAUGAACUGCUAUGAUCACCUUUCUCUGGAGGCUUGUGGGUGUAAUGAUCCUGUUUGCUCAGAAAAUCCGGUCGUCUACCACAAAGAGCUUGGUCUUAGGUUUCCCAAUGGCGUGCUGGCAAUUUUUCUUGGAUCUGGGUCCAGUAAGAGAUGGUGGUAACCCUGCUUCAUGUCUAACUUGGACUGGAGAAGAUGACAUAAUCAUGCAACUUGUACAUAAAGUCCUCUACCACAGUUCCUUGGGUUAUCCUGUGCCUCUUUAUGUACUGGUUGGGUACUCUGAGGUCCAUAGGCUGGCUCUUAACAUGUGUGGCUCUAGGUUUUCCUUAGCUAUCUCACAGAGCUGGGGCUUUGACUGAAGUACGAGAAGAGAAUGUUCACCACGUUACUGGUUCUCUUUCAGGUAGUUCUUCAGAAAUCUCUUCCUCAAUACACUACACCAACCAUUUCUUGAGCGGUUCUUAUAGAUAAUAAGCAACUGGUCUAGGUUUCUGAGCAACAGCUACCAUCUCUAGCUUCAUGCUGAACUUGGCAUAGAAAUUCACCAGUCGGAUUUCGGUGACUUUUGUUAAGUUGCGCUAUUUCUUUCCGGCCAUAAAUGAGAAGUGGUUCUGUUAUUUGUAAAAAAGCAGAAUUCUCCCUCCAUUUCCUCCAACCAUUCUUCCCAUGCUUUUCUUGUUGUCAGUUGGUCGUCCCCCUUGUAAAAAUGGUUUUGCUUUUAGGUUUUUGUUCUCUGUGAUAAUUCUAACAAGCUCUGUGGCCACCGCCACUUUAUUCUGCUCUGUGUCUGGCAUCGCUGUUUGUAAGUUUUGGCUCAGGUUAACAUUGAAGUAUCGCCACAUUUGCUGGGCUAUUGUCUCGCUUUUGUUUGUCACUUUAUCUUUCUGGUGGUGCUUUAUCCUCAUCACCAAUAAUAUGUUCAAAUGCAAGCAUUGAAAUGGUGCCAGAUGCUGUUUCAAAAUUGCUUUAAUAUUAGAAAACAGAAAUUAAACUACAAGUGAUGGCGUGAUCGUGAGCCUUCAGUGCAUGCGCAAGGUGAAAAUCCAGAAUCGAGUAAAAUCAGGAGUCAGAGUACUCCAUCCCUGGGUAUGUAUAUUAUGGUUGCAAAAGGCUAGAAUAAACUAUCUUGUCCAGUAAUGUUUCCUCUCCUCCUAUAUGUAAGAGGCAAGUUUUGAAGCAAUUUUUUGCUAAAUGUUCCUUGUAUUACUGUCACAGUUGCACAGGCCUAUAGACAGUGUAAAUUUUAGAAAGAAUUUUAUGUAGGGAAAUAGACUAAAUCAAAAUGAAAGUUAUGAAUUGACUUAUUAUAUUUUAUCAGACGUUGGUUAAGAGUCCAGCAGGGGGAACUGUCAUAUUUCAAACUUGGAGAAGAAAAUCAGGUAAAGAUAAGUGUGAUUUCCCUCGAUAUCUGUCAGCCACCUACAGUAUCUGUAAAAUGUUGCCGCCCGGUUAGCUCAGUUGGGAGAUUGCCGGUCUACUGAGCGCGAGGCCGUAGGUUCAAACCCGGCCGGACCAACACUCAGGGUCUUUAAAUAACUGAGGAGAAAGUGCUGCCUUUGUAGUAACAUCUGCAAAUGGUUAGACUUUCUAGUCUUCUCGGAUAAGGACGAUAAACUGUAGGCCCCAUCUCACAAGCCCUUGCACAUGUAAUAAAUCUGUGGGACGUUAAAGAACCCACACACUCUUCGUAAAGAGUAGGGCACGUAGUGCCCGGUGUAGUGGUCUAUCUCACUUUCACAUUCAUGUAUGGGGGCAUCAUCACUCAUUCCUUCAGUACUUGUAAACUGCACCUUAAGCAGUCUGGCAAAGUCCCCCAACCAGUGUUGUAAAUUAUCCCUGAAAAGCCCUGUGGGGAGUGGAUAAUAAGAUAUCUGCAAUGUUGAGCAACAGUUCACAAACAAACAACCAAUGCCUUGGUAAUAAGGAUACUGGAUGUACAGUAUCACUUUGACCAGCUUUAGAUAAUUUUAAGCCCAAAUAGUAAUCUGAUGAAUAACAAAUUCCUGUACGUACUAACUCAGUGCGUGAGUGAACAUACUGUGGCGAUUGAGCUUUGAACUAAAUGUACCCAGGAUCAGAGUGCCUUAAAAGAGGUUAUGCUUGCUAGAAAAACAGGCAAAUAAAAUAUAUUGACAAUUCCAUUUCAGUUUUUAUAAUAAUAGUUAAGAAAGUUACUAAAGAUUCUUUGUCUUUUUUGCAGACAGCACUAAACAUUGUCAAACUUGGACCUGGCUUAGCUGAAGUGAAAAGCAUAGAUUAUAAUUCCUUUGUUAUUAUCACAAGCAAAAAGGAAUACAGGUACAGUAAAUAUAAUGUCGGAAAUUUUUUUGUGCAAUAUUAUUUUAUUGGUCACUUUUGCACAAUUUAUAAAAAUUAAUUAUAUAAUAAGACUAUGCAUUGGAAUGGCUUCCAGUGGUUGUAAAGGACAUGCAAUGUGCCAUUAUAUACUCAAUUUAUUGAGAAAAUGUUGUUGCUUGGAAAGUAUGAAUCACUAAUGUUAAGACCUAAUGGAUUUGUGGGGGGAUAAAUAGUUUAUUAGCAUUGGAAGUUCAAUGUUCCCUCUAGAAAAGGUAAAUUGUCACAAGCAUCGUGCACAUGUUUGUUCAAAGCUGGUUUGAGAUAACCCAGGGUUAGUGCGAAUUUUGAACUCAGAUAUGAGAGCUUAAAAGACAAAUUCAGUUUAAUUCUUAAUUUCGAUAAAUUACUUUUACAGUAAAUAGCCAUGUUGUCCAACAUAACUAACAUUUUGUCAAUGUGAAAAAAGUUUAGAGAAUGUUUAGCCAAUCCGCUCAUAAACACAAUCCCCCUGGAGUAGAUUUUUUAUAUAGUCAAUGAGAAUACCCACUGGCUUCUCAUUCGCUGAUUACGCAAAUGAAGUUGUGCUAUUUUUCAGGUUGCUCAUAAUACCCCCUUUUUUUUUCUUGUAAUACCUUCUGUUUGCAAAAUGUUGCAUAACCAUUGUUUCCAGUUUCUCUGGUGAUGACUGUUACCCAGGGAAAUUUGAUCCAUCUUCCAAAAAGGGAACAUUUACUGUCUGAGAACUAGGGCUCAUAUCACUCAGUGGUUUGUGCGAUUUUUCUGCGAGUAGCUUGCAAUUUGUGAUUUGUCAAGUUAAGAACUCAAACCAUCUUUUGAACAUUUUAUUUUUAUGAAAUUCUAGUUGAUGCUUAUUUCUUGCUUUCUAAUUUUUUUCAGCUUUCGUGUCUUGAAUUUGAACAAUGUUGGUGAUAACGCAGUGGAAAAGGAAAGAGAUGCAUGGAUUGAGGUUGAUAGAAUGAAUUCUUGUCAUUUACCAUUUUUUUAAAGAUAUUCGUGAAAUUUUCUUUUAUAUGAAGUUUUUUAAUAUAAUGAUUUGAAUUGGGAUUUAAGAUUGGGAUUUGCAGUGACUCUCUUGUUCUUUGGACUUGUCUUCCCUUUAGGCCAUAACCGAGGCAUCCCAGCUUAAUUUCCGCAAGUCAAGAGCAGUUUCACUGCAUGAUGAACAAGGUAUAUACCAUUGCAAAAUAACUUUGAAUUCGUAAUUGUUUAUACAAGGUGUAAAUGUUCAAGGUCAAUUGUAUCUUGAACUCCUAGGAAAACGUUCCAUUGUGCUGACUUGAAAUUCCCAAAAAUUCUGAAGAAUUCUACUUGUAGAUAAAAAAUGGGUGUAAGAUUCCUAACAGUUCCCACAAAAUCCAAGGUGAAAAAAGGGCUACGUUUUCUAACAAGUCCCAGAAAUUCUAAGAUAUAAAAGGAAUACAGCCAACAGGAAUAGAGCCAACAGUUGAUGCCACAUGGAGUUCCCCAAGGACCUUGGGAGAAGUUGCCCAUCGAUUUCUUUGAAUUGUGUGGUUUGGAUUUAAACAUCCUAGUUUUUGUAGGAUGACAGAGUUAUCCUAUUUUCAAGUGCCACGAGCAGAUUUUUACCCUGCCCUGACUGUUAUCAGAAGUGCCAAGACUGGGUUGAGGAAUGCAAGCUCUUUCUAUGACCCUUCAGCGUCAAAAUCAAAGGAGAUCAAAGCAAGUUAUGUGUUAAUUUGGGCUGGAAAAGUCAGAAGAACACACAUAAAGUCGCUAAAUCUUUCAGCGGGGCAGAAGAAAGAUCCGCAAAUUCUCUUACAGAAGUUCCUAGAUUGGACAAAGCCAAAGUCAGCAGCUGACUUUCGCUAACUUUUUUUAAAGGGGGGAGAUGCGAAAUUAUCACUUUUCAUUGUCUAACUUUCAUCAGGCCAUCCAUUUAUGACAGCUUGCAUCAGUAGACCAGAAAUCAUGUCAUCUGCAGUUGUAUUUUGGAAGUCUGCUAUACUUUCUGUAUCGGCAUGGAUUUCUUCAGUAAACAUAUGUACAGGGAUGACGUCUCUGUCUACCUUGCUUUCAUGUACUGGCUGAGGUGAAACUCUGGAAAGUGCAUUGGCUAUGACGUUCUCCUUCCCCUUCAGGUAUUCAAUGUACGAACAGUCACUGUAUAGCCAUACAAGUAGUGAUGAAAUCUUUCAAGGGCAAAGACAACACUCAACAGCUCUCUCUCUCUCUCUUUGAAUACCGUUGCUCUGUCUCAGUGAGGCUUCUUGAUGCAUAGACAACUGGUUUGCCAUCUUGAAACAAAACUGCACCUAAGCCUUUCUUGGAUGCAUCUGACUGGACGGCACUUGUCUUUCAUGUAUCAAAAUAUGCACGUACUGGUGCCAUUGUGAUUUCUUUCUUGAUUGGUUCAAAUGCUUCUUGUUGUGAUCUCACCUAUGCGAAAACAACACCUUUAUGGCGCAGUGCUCUUAGUGGGGCUGUCAAAUCUGCUAUCUUUGGGCGAAAAUGAUUGAGAUGGUUCACUAAACCAAGAUAGCUUGUACCUUCUGAGGAUCUAUCUUAUACCUAUGUGGAGUGAGAUUACCACCAAAGAACGGACAGUCAAGUCUUGAAGACAAACUUCUCAUCAUUGGAAGUGAGAUAAUUAGCUCUUGUUGUCUCCAACAACAGUGUAAUCACAACUGCAUCGUGAGGGAUUUCUGCAUUGCCAUGGCACAGGAUAUCGUCUGCAGUACCGGUAGUACUGGGAACUCUCUUUAGGACUCUGUCAAGUCUUUCUUGAAACGCAUCACCUUUCACGGUUAACCCAAAAGGUAGGCAUAGCCAACGCCAAACGGUUCUUGCCCUAUUGUGUGUUGAAGGUCAUCAGCAAACUACUCUCCUUGUCCAGUGGAAUGUGCCAGAGUAGGUGGACUAGGCUGAAGUACUUUGAGUUUGCCAGCUCUUGUAAGACAUCAUCAAUCUUUCUGUUGUACCACCGGUUGCUCUUUAUAUCUUUAUUUAGAUCUUUAGGAUCAAGGCAAAACCUCAAGGAACUGCCAGGUUUCUUCAAAGGAACAAUAAUUAUUGAAUUGAUCCAUUCAGUGUACUCUAGGACCUCUUUAAUUACUCCAAGUUCUACCAGCCUCUUCAACUCUGCUUUGCUCACUGCUACCUGACAAGGAGGAUGUUGGACAGGUUUGUAAUCUUCCUUUGACUGAAUAUCAGUCAUAAGAUCCACCAGGCAAAGUUCCUGUUCCUUUAAACUUGUCAGAGUAUUCCUUCAUCAAGUACUCUUUGGUUGUAGGUAACAGAUGUGUCUUCCCUCCGAUGGUUAUCUUCUUGUCUGUAUAUUCUUGUCCCACUGGAAUAACUGGUUCUGCGGGGGGGUUUCACAGGCUUGUUAGUAAUGGUUUUUGUAGACGUAUCCACUUUGGCCUUGACCGGUUGCUGCUGGAUCUCUGGGAAACUAACAUAUAUAUGCCAUUAGCAUUAUUGCUGCCUGCCCAGGAUCAUGUGACUUUUGCUGUCUGCCAUUUCACAUGAGACUUUGUAUGUUUUCUUGCCAUGAUGAAGGUACACAGAACAGCAAAACAUGGAGUUGAUGGACUACUAAUUGGGUAAGAUCGCCUUUGAACUCUGGUUACAUAAUAACCAACCUGACUAGCCGUGGUGUCUUCAUUUUGAGCAAUUGCUGUUGCCUCUUCUUAAGUUAAAGCUGAGCCUUUCUCAGUGCAUUUAAAGUAAGCCUCUCGGAAACGUAGACAGAUGACCAUUGUAUCUCGGAAUAGUCUGUCACGGGCUUCAGGAUAUUCACACUGGUCGCAAAGAACAGUUAGCUGCUUUGUCAAUAUACUCUGCGAGACUUAAAUCACCUUUUUCCAGCAGCAAAAGUUAGAUGCUGCUGCUGCAAGAGCAUUUAGAGUUCGGCUUGGUCCUAUCUAGGAACUUCUGUUAGAGAAUUUUCGGAUCUUUCUUCUGCUCUGCUGAAAGAUUUAAAGACUUUAUGUCUGUUCUUCCGACUUUUCCAGCCCCAAAUUAAGACAUAACUUGUUUUGAUCUCUUUUGAUUUCGACCCUAAAGGACCAUUAAGCAAGAGCUCGCAUUCCUCAACCUAGUCUUGGCACUUAUGCUAACAGUCGGGGCAGGGUAAAAAUCUGCUUGCGGCGCUAAAAAAAACAAGGAUGUUUAAAUCUAAACCACAGAAUUCGAUGAAAGCGGUGGAACAGAAAUGGAAUCUAGCCUAAACUCUGAAAUAUUUUAAUGCAUUGAUUGAAAAGAUUAAACUGCCUUUAUAAGUAAAGCUACUAAAUUUACAUAGAUGAAACACACAUUACUGUUCUAAACAAAAGAUACGAAAAUAGAGGUUAUGUAACUGGUUGCAUAACUCUAGUCUAGUAGUAAAUUCCAAGGUAAAAAGGGUCUAAGAUUCCUAACAAUUUCCAGAAAAAUUUCAAGGUAAAAAGAGUCUAAGAUUCCUAACAAUUCCCAGAAAUUCCGAGGUUAAAAGGGUCUACGAUUCCUAUCAGUUCUCAGAAAUUCUAAGGUGAAAAGUGUCUAAGAUUCUUAACAAUUCCCAGAAAUUCCCAAAAAUUCUAAGGUGACAAGGGUCUAAGGUUCCUUAAUUCCCAGAAAUUCUAUGGUAGAAAAGUGUAAGAUGCUUAUUGAUUCCCAGAAAUUCUAGGAAAGGGUCUAAAAUUCCUAACAAUUCCCAGGAAUUCCCAGAAAUUCCAAGGUAAAAAUGGUCUACGAUUCCAUAAGUCCCAGAAAUUCCAAGAAAUUCCAAAGUAAAAAGAGUCUAAGAUUGCUAACAAUUCCCAAAAAUGCCCAAAAAUUCCAAUGUAAAACGUGUCUGAGAUUUCAAACAAUUCCCAUACAUUCUCAGAAAUUCCAAGGUUAAAAGGGUCGAAGGUUUCUAUCAAUUCCCAGAAAUUCUGAGAAAUUCAAAGGUAAAAAGAGUCUAAGAUUCCUAAGAAUUCCCAGAAAUUCCCAAAAAUUCUAUGGUAAAAAGGGUCUAAGAUUCCUAACAAUUCCCAGAUAUUCCAAGGUUAAAAGGGUCUACGAUUCCUAUCAAUUCCCAGAAAUUCCCAAAAAUUCCAAGGUAAAAAGUGUCUAAGAUUCCUACAAUUCCCAGAAAUUGCAAGGUUAAAAGAGUCUACGAUUCCUAUCAAUUCCCAGAAAUUCUCAGAAAUUCCAAGGUAAAAACAGUCUAAGAUUCCUAACAAUUCCCAGAAAUUCCCAGAAAUUCCAAAGUUAAAAGGGUCUACGAUUCCUAUCAAUUCCCAAAAAUUCCCAGAAAUUCCGAGGUUAAAAGGGUCUACGAUUCCUAUCAAUUCCCAGAAAUUCCCAGAAAUUCCCAAGUUAAAAGGGUGUACGAUUCCUAUCAAUUCCCAAAAAUUCCCAGAAAUUCCAAGGUUAAAAGGGUGUACGAUUCCUAUCAAUUCCCAGAAAUUCCAAAGUUAAGAGGGAUCUACGAUUCCUAUCAAUUCCCAGAAAUUCCCAAAAAUUCCGAGGUAAAAAGGGUCUAAGAUUCCUAACAAUUCCCAGAAAUUGCAAGGUUAAAAGAGUCUACGAUUCCUAUCAAUUCCCAGAAAUUCUCAGUAAUUCCAAGGUAAAAAGGGUCUAAGAUUUCUAGUAAUUACCAGAAAUUCCCAAAAAUUGGAAGGUGAAAAGUACCUUAGAGUCCCAAGAAUUCCCAGAAAUUCCCAAAAAUUCUAAGGUGAAAAGGGUCUAAGAUUCCUAACAAUUCCCAGAAAUUCCCAGAAAUUGCAAGGUAAAAAGAGUAUAAGAUUCCCAACAAUUCCCAAAAAUUCCCAAAAAUUCCAAGGUUAAAAGGGUCUAAGAUUCCUAAUAAUUCCCAGAAAUUCCCAGAAUUUCCAAGGUUAAAAGGGUCUAAGAUUCCUAUCAAUUCCCAGAAAUUCCCAAAAAUUCCAGGGUAAAAAAGGGUCUAAGAUUUCUAACAAUUCCCAGAAAUUCCCAAAAAUUCCAAGGUAAAAAGAGUCUAAGAUUCCUAACAAUUCCCAGAAAUUCCCAAAAAUUCCAAGGUAAAAAGAGUCUAAGAUUCCCAAUAAUUCCCAAAAAUCGCAAGGUUAAAAGGGUCUACGAUUCCUAUCAAUUCCUAGAAAUUCUCAGAAAUUCCAAGGUAAAAGGGGUCUAAGAUUUCUAUUAAUUACCAGAAAUUCCCAGAAAUUCCAAGGUAAAAAUAGGCUACGAUUUCUAUCAAUUCCCAGGAAUUCCCAGAAAUUCCAAGGUAAAAAGGGUCUAAGAUUCCCAACAAUUCCCAAAAAUUCCCAAAAAUUCCAAGGUUAAAAGGGUCUAAGAUUCCUAAUAAUUCCCAGAAAUUCCCAGAAUUUCCAAGGUUAAAAGGGUCUAAGAUUCCUAUCAAAUCCCAGAAAUUCCCAAAAAUUCCAGGGUAAAAAAGGAUCUAAGAUUUCUAACAAUUCCCAGUAAUUCCCAAAAAUUCCAAGGUAAAAAGAGUCUAAGAUUCCUAACAAUUCCCAGAAAUUCCCAAAAAUUCCAAGGUAAAAAGAGUCUAAGAUUCCCAAUAAUUCCCAAAAAUCGCAAGGUUAAAAGGGUCUACGAUUCCUAUCAAUUCCUAGAAAUUCUCAGAAAUUCCAAGGUAAAAGGGGUCUAAGAUUUCUAUUAAUUACCAGAAAUUCCCAGAAAUUGCAAGGUUAAAAGGGUCUACGAUUCCUAGAAAUUCUCAGAAAUUCCAAGGUAAAAGGGGUCUAAGAUUUCUAUUAAUUACCAGAAAUUCCCAGAAAUUCCAAGGUAAAAAUAGGCUACGAUUUCUAUCAAUUCCCAGGAAUUCCCAGAAAUUCCAAGGAAAAAAGGGUCUAAGAUUCCCAGAUAUUCCCAAAAAUUUUAAGGUAAAAAGAGUCUAAGAUUCCUAUCAAUUUGCAGAAAUUCCCUGAAAUUCCAAGGUUACAAGGGUCUAAGAUUCCCAACAAUUCCCAGGAAUUCCCAGAAAUUCCAAGGUGAAAAGGGUCUAAGAUUUCUGAUAAUUCCCAGAAACUCCUAGGUAAAAAGUGUCGAAGAUUCCUAUCAAUUCCCAGCAGAUUGACCGAGAUACUUGAAUUUGUUAACGUUGUGCAGUUGAUCAUCAUUAUUUAUUUAUUUUAGUUUGUAAUCUAUUAGUUAGAUGACUUUAUUUUUUGGCAGGUCCACAUCAGCCUUUGGCUGCCCUCAUAUGUAGACUAACCUGCGUUAUCAAAUAAAGGAUUGAUUGACUGAUGGAUUGAUUGAUUGAUUGGCUGGUUGAUAUUAACCGCAAGAGCUAUGUCAUUAAAUUGACUCAGUUUGUUACGGCCUCCAGUGAUCGUAAACUUCGACUUAACCAAGAUGUAAUUGCUGAUAAGUCCGGAUUGAGCUUUGAUUGCAAAUUAGUUGGCGAGUCCUCAUGACAAUAUAAUGCCUGGUCAUCAGCAAACAUGGUCAUCUUUGCGUUUUGCAGUACAGAUUGAAUGCCAUUUUACACUUAGAAUAACAAUGGUCUCAGUAUUCUGCCCUGCGGUACUGCCAUGGUGAUUUUUAGUGGGGAAGACAAUACAUUAUCACACAUCUUUUGUUGAACUCGGCCAGAGAGAUAUGAGCGGCGCCAUUCCAGAUUUUUCCCUGCCACUCCUAGAGAGUUGAGCUUGUUGAUGGGGAGCAGAUAAUCAACGGUGUCAAAUGCUGUGGGAAGGUCUAGGAAUACUGUUCCCGUCAAGCAUCCUUUGUCCAUAGUUUCUAGGGAUUGAUUUGUGAAGGCGAUUAAGGCAGUGGAAGUUGAACGCUUCAGUUGGAAGUCAAUCUGUGAUUCUGACAAUAGUCUGUUUUCUUCCAACUUGACUGAAUAUGUGCUGAUCUCUCUUUGAUCUUGCCUAUGGUUGGUAAGAUUGAUAUCGGUUGAUGAUUGUCUUUCAAUGACUUAUAUCCAUCUUUAAAUAAUGCAGUGACUUGACGUCAGAAGCGUCCUUCAACAAGCGGGCACUUCGCUUAUCAAGUCCAACAGCUUUGGUUUCUUAAAGAUCUGAGGGCAUUACGGACAAAGUUCACAGUAACAUUCAGAUGGAAUUUAAAAGAAGGGGUGCUGGAAUUAGAAACAGUCAAAAUGUGUUGAAAUGGUUUUGCCAAUGCUUUCCCAGUUGACACAAAGUACUGGUUUAUGGUCUGGCGACAGAGAGAUUUUUUAGUGUGCCACUUCCCAUUUUUAAAGAUUGAAAAAAAAAAAACAGUCUAUUUUUUAUCACCAGGAAGUACUUGUUUUAUUGCUCGCCACGUUUUACAGGAAACACCUUUGGCGUCUUCAACCAUCCAACAAAAUUAUUUCGAUCUUAGAUUCUUUUCCUUGUUAUUAGUAGAAUUCCGCAGAUUUCGGUACAUUUUCCUUUGGUAAGUACAAUUGGUGAAGCGUGCUUUCGUGAAGUGAGAGUCUUUGUCACGUUUCAUUUCAGCAAGUGUCGAUGUUAUUUAUGGGGUUAGCACGCUUAAUCUUCAGAAGAGCAUGUUCGUUUGCUAUCUCAGAAAACAAUCGUUCCCACAAGAAAACAGCGUCCCUGACAUUUUCAACUCCGUCAAUAACUGACCAGGGGACUUGACUAAGAUCAUUUACGAAUUCCAUCUUAUUGUCAUUCUUGAAUGACCGAUGUUCAAAUUUCCUUGGUGGAAGUUUUGGGGCGCCUCCUUUCACCACCCAAAUACUAAGCUGUGGUCUCUCAGCGUUGUAUGAAUGAUGCCUGAUUGAACAAUCUUGUGUUCUCUGUUUGUAAAGAGCAGGUCAAUAAGGGUCUUUGAGUAUUCCGUAAUUCUUGUUAGCUCAUUUAUGAGCUGUUUCAUGUCAUUUUCACUGGCAAACGACUUCGGCGAUCUGCUUGCGGAACGUUUCCCGAGUUGGUCGAUGUUUGAGUCACCCAUUAGUAUUGAACCGUUCUUUUCAAGGUCAGACUUUGCAAAAGAGUCUCUUAGAGAGUCAAUAAAGUUGGCUUUUUUCACGUUUAGGGGUUUGUAUGUAGCAGCAAUCAAAAGCGGUUUGCACUUUGGCCUGUUAAUUUCAAUCCAUAACAACUUCUCAUUAUUUGCUGCUAAGUCAUUCUUAACAGUCAAUGGAAUAUUUUCCCUUACAUAAAGCAAAACUGUACCUCCUUGUUUGGAUAUCUACAGGAAUGUAUGUAUGUAAUAUCUACUUCCUUUUAUCCGCAGCACUCACAACUUCUGUAGCAGAACAAGAACAAUUUCUCAAGGACGUUGUCCGCACUCUGCAAAGGGUAUUUUUUAAAUUUUUGUUCUUGCCUAGUCUGUUAUUAGAAUAUUGUCAGGCAGGAUGAAAGAUCAAGUCCAAGGCCUUCUUUCUGCUAGUUUGAAUGUUGUCUUUGUCUGCUUUCAAGUGCACUGUAUGACCAGGGGAAGAUAAGAAAUAGAGUUUUCAUUUUUUUAGGAACACUGGAAGCAAUUGUCACUUUUGCUUUCAGACUUCUCAAACUCAUUAAUAAUUCAUGAUGAAAAUACAAAGGAAAUGAGUGUUUAAUGCGUGUUUGGAAAUCAGAUGAAAAACUGCUCAUUUUUGCGUCCUUAAUUUCUCCUUCUAAAAUCAUUUUGUUUGAGAGGUAAUAUCAAGCAUUCGACACCGUGUUUCACCACCGGAUGAAACACCUCGAAGUUCGUCAAAAAUACUCCGCUGCGCGUCGUAUUUUCAACUCUCUUCUGGUUGCUUCAUCUGGUGAUGAAACAGUCUGCGUCUCAUGCUUGAAUCUUGAUAUAUUUUUUCUUGAGACCUUUCCCCCCGGUAUCUCCAGAAUGGUAAUUUCCCUCGCUUGGUGUUGCUAUGAGAGUGAUCAGAACUAAAUUGAUAUAGGGGCACUUCCGGAAGUGUUAAUUAUAUUCAACUAAUUCGCUAUUUAGGAGUUGGAGCAACUUGCAUCAGUGUUGUCUGUGGUAAAUGCACCUAUACAAGCAACAGUUCAGGUAAAUUUCUUUUUGCUUUGUUUUAUCUAAGUGAUGAUGUAAGCAGUUACAAUCUUUUCAGGAAGGCCGUACAGUGCGCAGCCCCUAACGUAGUACAGCGGAACCUCGUCAAUACGGUUACCAAUGGGCCAAAAAAAUUUGGCCCUAUUAACGAGGGUUUUGUAUAGGUAAUAGCAUGAUUUGUAGUGAUAUUUGGCAUAACUACCACGAGUGAUAUUUCAAAAUUGUUCUACGUAAUUUCACGAGCCGUUAGGCGAGUGAAAUUUGAGACAAUUUUGAAAUAUCACGAGUGGUAUUUAUGCCAAAUAUCACGUACAAAUCCUGCUAUUAUUUGUUUAUACUACUACCCGCAAAAGGUUUGUAAUUUUCACAUGUAGGUAUUUCAAAUUAAGCUGAAAUACCACUGCUCUAAGCCAAUCAAAUUGCAGAAAUUUCUCCUGUAGUGGUAUAAUUACAAGUGACUGUAUGGCCGUUUUGCUGGGCGGCCAAAAAGGUGUCCGUAAUAAUGAAGUGACCGUAUUACCGUAAGGUGGGGUUUCACUGUAUAUUCUAGACAGUAUCUCUUUUUGCUACAGUGGAUACAUUGGAAAAGUAUAGAGUCUCUUGUCUGGCUCAUAACGCUCUUUUGUGUCAUGUGAUUGCCAUCCAAACUGGUUUAUUAUCGGACAUUUGAGUCAUUACACUGAGCCCUCAGUAACGAUACACAUGUUCUUUACUUCUUGUUUCCUGACUUCUCUAAGGGCGUGUUUACAUGAAGGGAGGGUAGCCCUUGAAAGAGUUUUCACCUUGCCCUGACGCAUUUUUUUCUUUUUUUUUUACGCGAUGUGAUUACAAGGUAGGUAGGUAACAACACCUACCUUAGCAUUAGGUACGCUCAACGUAGGUAAAAAAAAAAAAAUAAAAUUUAGUGUUAAACUACCCUGUACAGCUGGGUCCUCACUUCAGAAUGAGGGGAGGUGGCGGUUGUACACAGGCUAGCCUUAAAUAUUCGAAAAUAAUGAUGUUUUUUUUACGCUACCCUUAUCAGGUUAAAAAGGUUAAGGAUGUUGUAAGAAACUUAGAUUCUCAAGUCAAAACUGGAGUGCUGUCAUGGACCAUGUAAGUCAGUUACGGUAAAAGUUUCAUAUCACUUGUGUCUCAAGGGCCAUUACUGGUUUUUUGUUUUUGCCUUGAGGUGGGAUGAUGCUCUUUUUUAACGGCAUCAGUCUGAUAAUGGCAAAGUUAAUUAGCGUAUCCAAGUAGAAGAAGGAUUUACUCAUAGACAUCAUCUGGGUUAGGAUACAGCAGAAACUGAAAAGAUUUUUCAAAUUUACACUGUAGAGCAAAAUUAUAUGGAGGCUUAAUCUUGUAAUCCUCACAACCAAUAGAUCAGUUUUGCUGAUUGACUGACAAGUGACUACCUCUGUGGAAGACAUGUUUAACUGCAUUUGUUGCUAAAACCUGACUGUGAAAGAUUUGAACCCAGGAAUCAUUUCAUGAGUAGUUGGAAUAUGAACGUCUGGUUGAGUGCAGGCCUGAAUAGGAUGACUACCGCACAGGUUGUCAAAACGUCAGUCCCUGUCAACAAUAGUCGUAUUCAGGACUAGGUUCACCCAGACUAUGAUAUCCCACCGAUUUACGGCAGUUGGCACAAACAACGGUAAUGAAAGGGUGUACAGUUUUUUGGGAUAAGUGCAUGAUUCAACAGUGGUCACUUUUCUUGUUUUUUUUUUCUUUUCUCGACUCUUUCUCUAGGAGACAGGUUCUUCAAUCAAGAAAAGAUUCUCUCAGGGAAGGGAGUACAACCAUACCUCAACCCCGCAAAGAGUCAUUAAAAGGCAGUAACUCAGGUCUGACUCCUGUUUUUGGUGCCUCUCCACCAAGGAGAAAAGACAGUGAUAAACUACCUGGUCUUCCUGUGCAAAUAGAUGAUGGAUACGAGGCUGUACAGAUGUCUCAAAGGCCUUCCAAGCCUAUAUCAACACUUUCAACACCCACAGAUAAUUCAUCCUCUGAGUAUUUUACUCGCCCUUCACGUCCUAAAAAACCUAAAGGCUCGUCUGACGCAACAGCGUCUUCUAAUGACAGUACGUCCCAACAGGCUGCUCCUCCAGUAAGGCCUGGGCGAGGUGGCAGCUCCUCAUCAAAUGCUUAUGAAACUGUUGAAAUAUUUCCAUCAAAACGUGGAGGAAAGGAUACAUCUAGCGAUUCAUCGUCAACGUCAUCAUUAUCAUCAUCAUCAUCAAGCAAACCUCCAAGACCACCAAAACCAGGGAGUGUUUCCGAAACACAAGAUGACGAUAGCUCUAGUAUUUAUCAAGAACCUCCUGCACCGGUUAGUGUUACUCCUGCUGGAGAUGAUGUAUACGACAAUGUUCACAUAAGGAACAUUCCAUUGGCAACCAACACCACUGGUCAGGGGACCUCUGGUACAUUCACAGGAACAGAGAUCCCCCAGGGAACCCUCCAGAGCACCUCUGGUCUUGGUACAUUCACGGGAACAACUAAUGAAGGUGCAGUCAUUCAGAAUGAAGCUCCUUCACAAUCACAUUCAGUCGAUCCAAAGAAGGAAGAAGCUACAGAUGGCAAAUUGGAACUUGAUUCUGGUGGAAUGGGAUGCACCAACAUUCAGAAGGCAAUGGAAGAAAGGCGGCAGAUUCUAAUGGAGACUGAAACCAAAGAAGGUGUAGUGUUACUGUCUGUUCAGAAACCGAAAGAGGAAAGUACAGAUCGAUUUGAGAAGUAUGGUAUGUGUGUUUGCUGCUUAGACAUGCAUGCACAUCCAUGCGUAAUUAUCAUCUGCACUAAUAAUUCCUUUGUGCGCUCAUCUGUAAAAUGGAGUUCUGGUGGCUUUGUCAACUUUGUCACACAUUGUGAUUUUCAAAGCCCUAAUCCCGAAGUAAGCUCACCACGGUUGAAUUAACACAGCUAGCUACCUAUGCAGUCGUUGUUAGGGUUUCGUCACACAAUCCUUCCCCAUAAACUUUUGGGGGACAGGAACGCGUGACGAAGCCCUAAGAACGUCUACGUGGGAGGCUAUAACACAGCUAACUAAGGUUCAAAGCUAUCAAACUAAGAAAUAACCAACCUUGUUGCAUCUUUGCAUGGAUAAUUAGCAAUUAUUGGACGAGGUUGAGCAAAAUAUUGUGAUUUGUCAGUGGCGAGCAGAUGAAUUAUUUGCCGAAGCCGAGCUGCGAGACACUGACAAAUCACGAUAUUUUGCGAUAACCGAGUUCAAUAAUUGUAUUAUCAUUCGACCACUGAGUUUGUUUUUUAUUGAGUAUCUUCGGAAAGCGGUUAGCGCGCGCUGCCUUCCAGGAAUAAUGACAGAGAUCAAAUGGUUUCCUUCUCAUUUCAAUAAUUUAUUCUUUCCACUUUACCUUGUAAAUAAGUUAACCGUUCCAUAACAAAAUCUAUCCAUCGAUUAAACUAAUGAAGAAUUUUAAGAACAAGUUUACAGUCUUCAAGAACUUGAAAUCCGAAAAAAGGUAAAAUAUAUUGAUUCAAUAAUGAGUAGCAUUAACACGGUAGCUGAAAAUUUACUUAAAGACUAAAAUUUAAAAGUGCAGUUGUAAAAAUUGUUAACUCUCUGCUUCGUGUUAGAGUCUUCGAUACUUGGCUCGUUACAAAUAUGCUCUUCUUCAGGGCUGUGAAGCAUAUCCCAAGAAGUGAAACUUGUGUAAAGCUCGACAUUCCUUUUCCUCCCUUCAGCGUAAAAUUUUAUCAUAUCAGAUGCCAACUUUUCUUUUGGUGAAAUAAGUGACUCUUCGUUAAUUUUUUUUCUUUUAGAUAUUCUCGAAAUACGUUAUAAGUGACUUUUGUGGCUUUUGUUGUAUUUUCACUGUUCUUUUGAUCGAGUAAACUUGCCAAAUCGCUCUCUGCUAAGUCGGCGAAGCGAUCUGCCGUGAUCGUAAGAAGGGGCAAGCGUGGGUUCAUUUACGCAUGAGCAGAAUAGUGUUUGCAGCCAAAUACAGUUGAACGACAUUGCGCAUGAGCACACCAUUAUUUGUAGGCAGUUAUUUGCAGGUCACGUGGUGGGCCAAUGAAAAGGAAGAAAAAUUUGCAUCGAAUUAUAUAUUUGUUUACUUAUUUCGGACAAAAAAAAUUAAUUUGGAUAAAUUUCAAUCCUUAAAACUUACCGGCAUAUCAAGACCGAUAAGGUUUCGCUUUGGUCAUUUGGUAGGGACUGCAAUUUGAAUGGAGAAUUUACUAAAUUGCUAAGAAAAAUGUAAUACAGUGAGUGAGAGUGAAAAUCCUUUUUUUCUUAAAGAAAUAUAUGUUUCAACAUCACCCUCACUUAUCAAUCACUUCCCUCUUUUGUCCACAAGCAGAACAAAAUUUUAUGGUGGCAAAAAAACUCAGAGAUCUAUUCUGUUAAGUUUAAAGUUGACAAAGUCACGUGAUCCAUUGAAAAUAAUAGACCCUCGGAUUCUGCUUAUAACCCGCUUGUCUACUGACUUAAGCUUCUUAAUUACAUGUCUCUCUUAAUUACAUGUGUCUUUGUGUCGACAACAGCUGAGGAAACGAAAGGAAAAGUCUUAAAUGGUAUGUUGCUUUGUUGCUUUGUAAGCUUAAGAUCUGUAACUUUUAAUCACUAAUUGGUAUCAGUUUGUAGCAUAACAUAAAUACUAUUCUAUAACCAGUUCAAAAACUCAUUAAUAAUUCAUAAAGGAAAAAACAAAAGAAAUUGAUAUUUAAAGGGUGUUUUCAUAUCUGAUAAAGACACGGCUAAACUUUAGGUCCAAUUUUUUUAGACCAAAAUAACCCCAAAUCUAAAUAGUACUGCAAGAAUGAGUUGAUCUAUAUCAUAGAUUUUGAAGCCGUUCAAAAAACUCGCGGUCAUGUGUUAUCAGGCUUAAAAACUAUUUUUUAAACCUGAUAAAACACUCCUGCUCGUUUUUUAAACAGUACAUAACAUUCAUUCGUUUUAUCUGAAGCGGAUCAUUUCAAGUUUCUUUGUAACUGACCACCUAUCCCUCCCCUAAGUCAACAUUAGCACUUAGUUCUUGCUUAGGGCAAAAUUGUGGCGUAGGGGAGGGGUAGGUGGUCAGUUACCCAGAAACUUCAAAUGAUCCAUUAAGGCUGCGGUACCUGAAAAGCGAUGUUAAACGUUUUACUAGCCACACAUCAAUCCUGUCCUGCAACAAAUCAGCGUUUUUGGUGCCCGUUUUAUCGUACCUUAAGCAAUAGAGAGGUUUUAAAUUUGUUUUAAAGUUUCGGUUUAAGGUGGCUCGAUACAGUUUUUCAGGACCAAUACCUCCUAAGUUUGAGCAUAAACUACGUCGUCAUAAACAAAGUUUGGAAAAAUUGCCAGCACAGUUGUAUUAGAUGAAGAUGGAAAUUUGUUAUGAUCAGGGUUGCAACAGCAUCGGAGUUGUCAUAGCAACGAAAUGACGCUAUUAGCUAUUUUCCUUGCAGCAGUAUAUCUCGGCACUAGGAACUGUUCUUCGAAAAUCAUUCGCGAGAGCUGUUUCCUCCAAUAGCAGCCUCGACGUUCGUGAAGUUUAAGCGAAAUCUGUAAGAGCGUUAUCUAGAUAUUUUGGGAUAAAGAGUUUGUGAUUAGAAAUACGGUAAAAAAUGGACAAUCUUGGUGUUUGGCUGUUAUCUGUAGAAAACGAGGUGCUUUUGACAUGCAAUUUCACCCCAGGGUAGUUUCAAUCUUUUUAAAAACAUGUGUGAAAGAUCAAGGAGAUAGCUUCAGCCGUCUGCUAGAAAGAAGGAUUUGCUUAGUGUGUAUCGAGGCGCUCUGUUAGCGGUUUUUUGAACAUUUUGGUCUACUUUAACAAAUUCGCGAAUAAUUUUUAAACCGCUCGAUAGAUUUUUUUAAAAAAUUAAGAUUCUUGAGAUUAACCUUCCUUUUAUAUGACCUUUUAGUUUCAAGAUUAUUGAUAUAUUGUAAGGCAGUAAAAUAAGGGCUACAAUUCGCCAAUAUUUUGGCAGAAAUUUUGUGUUUACAAGUGUGAGCCUCUCAUUAUUCAGGGUAUUGUGUCCAAGUUUCAUAUUUUCGUGCACAGCAAUAGCUAACAUUUUUGCAUAUUUCAACUGCAUUGUUAGUUAGUACUGUUCACGUGAAAAUGAAACUCGGAGACAAUGCCUUGAAUAAUUAGAGGCUUUCAAUUGUAAUGACGAAACUUCUGAUAAAAAAGUAACAAAUUGUAGCCCUUAUUUCACUGACUUAUAACAUAUCAAUAAUCUUGAAACUAAAAGGUCAUAUAAAAGGAAAGGUAAUCUCAAGAAUCUUAAAUUUUAUAAAAAAGCCAUCGAGCGGUUUAAAAAUUAUUCACUAAUUUGUUAAAGUAGACCAAGAUGUUUACAAAACCGCUAACAAGAGCGCUUCGAUACAUACUAAUCAAACCCUUCUUUCUAGCAAUCGGCUGGAGCUAUCUCCCAUGAUCUUUCACACACGCUUUUAAAAAGAUUGAAACUACUAUGAGGUGAAAUUGCAUGUCGAAAGCGCUUCAUUUUCUACAGAUAACGGCCAAACAACAAUAUUGUCCAUUUUUUACUGUGUUUCUAACAAUAAAAACUUUAUCCUAAAAUAUCUCGAUAACGCUCUUGCAGAUUUCGCUUAAACUUCACGAACAUCGAGGCUGCUAUUGAAGGAAAAAGCUCCCGUGAAUGAUUUUCGAAGAACAGUUCCUAGUGCCGAGAUAUACUGCUGCAAGUAAAAUAGCUCAUAGCGUCAUUUCGUUGCUAUGACAACUCCGAUGCUGUUGCAACCCUGAUCAUAACAAAUUUUCAUCUUUAUCUAAUACAACUGUGAUGGCAAUUUUUCCAAAACUUUCUUUAUGACGAAGUAGUUUAUGCUCAAACUUGGGAGGUAUUGACCCUGAAAAACUGUAUCGAGCCACCUUAAAGUUUCGUUUGGUUCUUUAAAUCAAGGCAGCAUUCGGAAUAUGUCAAGUUUACAGGUGCAAUGUGCAAUUAUUAUUUUAUUAUAAUCCGGAGAUUACUUUGUGGCUUAAGGCUGGAGAGUUCAACACCUUACAGUGAAUUACUCCAGAGCAGAAAAUUUGAAUUUGACUGUUGAUUCUUUAGAUCGAGUAGCAAAAUUGGAAACAAAAGGUUCAGGAGUUAUUUUCCUGAGCAAUCUUAAGUUAUAAGAUAUUAAACUGUGUAAACCCUCUCAAAAGGCUAGCUCAAAGAGUUCACAACAAUGGCCAAGUUUUACGUAACUUCUCGUUUUAUUUGGCUUAAUCUGUGCGAACGUGUGUUUUUGCGGCAGCUGUAUCAAAGGUCUUGAUAUCUUUGUAUACUCUUGUUUUAACUCUACGCUUUUGGGUGAUGAUAUGUUUAAUAAGUAACUAAUUUUAAAGUUAACAAUUACACUUAUGUCAUGUGAUGUUUAACUUCUUCCUCAUAUUUUCUUUUCAUCUUAUUGUUUCCCAUUCUCAUUCGUUCAUUUAUAAAAACGUAUGAUUCAUGUGUACGUCUAUGUUUCUUGGGAUGCCUUUGAUUGACCUGCUAUUCCAGUGUAAGGUCGGUCGGACACACCCUUAACUACUUGUCAGUUUGGCUUUGUUUCCUGUGUUGAGUUCAUCAACAAAAAUGUAGUACCAGAGGGAGAUGGGUCUCAUUAUUUCGGAACAUUCCAUACAAGACUUGCUGCGAAAACAGCAAACAAUACAAUGAUAGCUACAAACCUUAGCAUUACGAUGAACCGGUGCAUUGUUUUCUUGUCAAGCUGCUGUUUAGUAGGGCAAAAUAUACAAAACUGUAUAUUUUCUUGUAUUUCAUAAAGCUGCUGAGGAGAAUGGAGACUCUGAUGCAACAAGAUCUGCUUCCGGUAGCAUUCCACCGCCACCACCACCCCUCCCUGGUGGAAUUCCUCCACCCCCUCCUCUGGCGAUGGAUGGCGUUCCUGGUCGAUCAGUUGCAGUGCAGUCCAGAGUGAAAUUAAGACCUUUCUUUUGGAACAAAGUUCCGACCCAGUUGGUUAGUGAAAAUUUAUUCAGUUUUUGUAUUUGGUCUGUUUUCAUAGUGGUCACCAAGUCCCCUGCUUGGUUCUCAAAAGCCUGGUUUUCACUAGCGCAUAAGCAUAAGCAAAAGGACAUAGACACAUGCAGAAUGGCACAUUUGACUCAAUUCUCGAUACCAGCUCUCCUCAACCCGAUGAUAAACAAGAUGGAGGACUCCUUGUCCGCCAUAUUGCUUUUGAUAUGUUUGCAUGAGGUCUGGGACUGCCUAUGAUUGGUCCACGGCCUUGUGCUUAUGCCUUUGCUUAUGUCGACUCCGUUUUCACAGUAGUCAAAGCUACGACAUAAGCCCAAGCACAAGAAGAACGAGCUUGUCCGUUUUUUUCUGUGUUUAUGCUUAUGCUUAUGUCGACCCAGUUUCCACUUGCUUACACAAGUGCUUGUGCUUAUGCUUAUGUUUAUGCGCUAGUAAAAACCAGUCUUAAGGGGCCGUCGACAUAUUCACUUUCCCCCCGCUUAACGUCAACUGGACGUUUAGGGGAGAGGAGGUAAGGCAGUUGACGUUAGUGCGGGGCGUUUUGGAAAAAAGCAAACGGAUGGCUUUUUAUAAGUUUUACGUCACCUGUGGAACGGCGCUUGUGUCAUUAUUUAUGAACACUUACCGAAGUACCAUGCCAUUUUCACGAUGGAGUCAUUGUCCUACUGUUACUACCAAAAUCCUUUUCGUUUUUCCUUCCAUUUUUAACUUUAAUUAUUAUCUGCAAGGUUAAGUUAAAAGUUCCUCAAUUUGCACAAGAAAGAAAAACCCCGAAGGAUUCUGAUACUAGAGUAGUGUAAUGACUUCAUCUUGUUAAUGGCCUACAUAUUUUGUAUUUACAAACUACAGGGUGUCCCAAAAGUUCGUUCGUCUACUUUAAAAGUCUGUAACGCAGUACGAUUGGACUUGGUCAGCAUAUGAUUUAAACAAUAGUUUUGACUUUCAAUCUAAUUUAAUAUUUCGUACUUCUUGUGUCAUCUUUUGACUCGAAAUUCGAUUUCUGUAAUUUCGCGCUAAAAGGUGCGCUGCACGAGUAGAUUUUCCCGCUAUAUAUAUUUUUUAUUUUGUAGCCCGAAAUGCUCGAACUCCUAACCUUCUCUACGAAAAAACACUCACCUACGUGCGAGCAGAAGCAUGUAUUUCUAUCUACUGGCUUAUCAGUCAACAUAAUUCCUAAAAAAAAUGAAAAAAUCCGAAAGUUGGGAGGUAAGAUGGUCAUAGAGAAAUGAAGGUUUUACAGACAAGAAACGAGGGGGGAAGACCGAAAGUCCUGAAUAAAACCGCUAAAAUAGUUUUAAAGAAGGCUAAGUACAAAAGAGGAAACCCGACGAGGUAGCUCUUAUAACAGUUAGCAAGUUAAGUCUGGAGCAGGUUCAUGAAAAGCAAAGUUUGGAGACCCUUAAGAUGGAAAAAAAAAUUUUACUCCCGGCCGGGGCCGUCCGCCAAGCAAUGUUCAGCUCGUCUCAAAUUUAUUAAGAAGAGCAAAAGCCUUACUGUAGAAAGGGGACGGAAUGAUCAUCUUUUCUUGGAUCAAUGCCCAAAAUAUCUUGUUUCAGCUGCCUAAUCUAAAAAGUUAUAUUGUUUGGGGGUCGAAGUGACUCCUGCAUACUAGGUGAUAAAAAAGCUCAAAAUGAAUAGAUAUUUCAUGUAAAAAUAAAAGUUUUGAUCAAAAGUUAUUGCGCAUGAAAUUAGAGGAACGAACUUUUGGGACACCCUGUAUUACUGCUGAAAGUCUCCUGCGGAAGUUUUUUUUUUCUUUGCUGGAAAUAAAUAUCUUAAGUGUUUAUCGGACAGAACGUGACCGUAAGAUAGAGUGGAACACCACUCUCAAGUUAUAGCUUUCAGCCGUGCAAAUGUAAGAUGUAAAUACGUACAAUGAACUUUGAGUAUCACUGGGCAGUCAUUAAAUGAGACAUUUGCAUUUAGCUUCAACUGUAGUUUGUUUCCGUAAAUACCCAAGCACCUAUGCACAAACGACACCCUACACAAAAUUCGAAUAUUCAACAUGCUAAAAAUGAUUUUAAAAAACUUGUGACUCUUGGCUAGUCUUAACCUGUGACCAGGCGGUCCUUGUCCGCUAGACUGUAAAACAGUCCGUAGUUUUUCAUAGUCAAGAACGCUCGAACAGUCAGACGAAAGAUCUCGAGCAAGGAUGAAAACGGAGAGUGACGCCCGCGCGUGUGACUCUCGCUGGCCCUUCGCGCCUCGAAAAAAUCGACUUCCUAUUGUUCGCUGACUUUCGUGUUCCCCCGAAAACUAAAAAAGGACGCUUGAUCGCAGGUUAGGCUAGUCUGAUAACUAGGGUUUCGCCGUGGCCAAGUGACUCAUUAGAGAGCUUUGUGAAAGUGAGCAAAUGUUUUGAGCAUCUUGCUCGGUUUUCAGACGUGUCAUGAUUCACAAGUUUUUGUUUCACAGCUUUUGCAAUUACUUGCUAAAAAUAGCAAAAAUUUAUCCCUAGUAAGACAAAUCUCGUGUGACAGUCUUCCUAAUGCAAAAGUUAGUAAUAGCGUAAUUUUGCCUGUUCGAAGGUUUCCUCCUCACUUUGGACGAGAGCCUCUGAUCGCACCAAGAGUAUAAACUUAGAGUUACUGGAAGAAAUGUUUCAGAUAGAAGAAAAGGAAAAAGCCAUAAAUCCAGGUCAGUUCACUCCCCAUCCUUUGAUGUCUGAAAAUGACAAUAAGGUUUAAAUUGUUUUUGGAAAGUUGUUGUUGUUCGUUAUUCGCUUAACAAGCAGUGUCUUAGUUAAAUGUGGAAGUUUUCUUGUUCAUUGCCAACGAGCCAUCCGAGCGAAGACGCUCGGAUGGCGAAGCGGCGGCAGAAUAGAGCCGCGCAAGACUGGGCAAUAGGCAGAAAAAUUCUCGAUCGAGCUGAAAAAAGUGUAACCUAGGGCGCUUUCCAUUUAGUCAAAAUUUCCGGAAUUUCCAGUUCAGCGGUAAAUGGAACACGUUUCGUCGGUUCAUCCCACUGGAAAAUUCCCAGAAAAAGUGGAAAAUCUGAAAAGGUGGUCCCGUUUCCCCGGUUGGAAUUUCCGAACGGAAUGUCGUGUUCCAUUUACGUUUCUCGUAGUUUGUACCAGUUCCAGAUCCACCGUCGGGCACCGCGACGUACCGGGGUUUACCGCCAAAUGGAACAACUUUUUACCAAUCGGAAAUUCCACUUUUGCUCCCACCGAAAUUUCGGCAUACUGUAUUUCGCGGACUGGACUGGACUGGACUGGACUGGACUAGUAAAACGCGGACUUGUAAAACGCGGACUCAAAAUUUGUAAAACGCGGACUCAAAAUUUGUAAAACGCGGACUCAAAAUUUGUAAAACGCGGACUCAAAAAUUUGUAAAACGCGGACUCAAAAAUUUGUAAAACGCGGACUCAAAAUUUGUAAAAAAAUUCCGGGAGUCCACAUUUCUAACCCCACAUUUCUAAUCCCCCCCCCCCCUAAAAAAAAUAAAAUAAAAGAAAUAAAGUCAGACCCCCGUCAUGAACGUUUCGAGUACACAUCCCCCCGCUGGGUUGUAGCUCGGGGGGUCGUAGCUUGCAAACCAGUCUAUUUUGUUUCGGGACUAGGUUAUAGUUUGUUGUGUUACUUUCAAAACUAACACACCAUCGAUAUCUUAAAUGCAAUUGAGCAAGCCCAAAACAGUUUUACAGGCCCGAAAAGGUACCGAAGGAGCCCCAGUUAAGGGAAGGCCAAAAUUUGUCACGCAUUAUUACACGCACCAAGAGCCUAUUAUUUAUGGGCUCCUGACGCACGCAGCAUUCACUCCUUCAUAUUAUAUUUUAUUUUAGCCUUUUUCCCAGCCUCCACACCUGAAGCAUAAGAUUUUGAAUUUUUAUUGUCAUUACGUGACACUGGAUUAAGUGACAUCGACAACGGAAACGAGGCUGUUGACCUUUGUUGACCUUUGAGCAGUAAAAUCGCGCCAAAAUUCGGAAUAUAUUUUCACGUGGCGGCGCGAAGAUGGCGGCUUGUUUUAAGCUUCCAUCGCUCGCUAAAAGGCCAAAACCAAAAACACAGUUUCCUGAGUUCGAAUGGAGUGAGGUAACUGUAGAGAAGGAGCUCGGAAGCGGUACGUUUGGUUCAGUUUACCUUGUCAAAUACGAGAAAGAACACCGUCGAAAUGUUAUUGUGAAAAAAAUGAAAGGUGAAUCGGCUGAAGCAAGACGUCGAUUCGAGAAGGAAGCGGCGAUCCUAAAACCGUGAAAGGCCAUAGAAAUGUGACUGAGUUUUUAAGAUUUUGCCGAGAACCCUACGCCAUAAUGAUGGAGCAUGCUUGUUUUGACUUCAAUCCGUUGGGAGUUAAAAACAGGUAAAUUCGCUUGAAGAUUUUUUACAUUUCGUUGAUGCGGAAUUCGACUUUACGUCGUUCGCAGAUGUCUUGUUACUGUGUGCGCGGGACGUUGUUUCCGGAUUGGACUUUCUCCACAAGAACAAUAUCGCGCACAGAGAUCUAAAGCCAGGGAACACCUUGGUCUGCAAUCAACAUUACAGCAAACAGAAUGAUGUGGAUCUGGCCAAAUCCUAUGCUGAAUGCCCCAUUGUCUGCAAACUUGCAGAUUUUGGUUUGAGUCGUUCCCCUAACAUGCAGACAAGCACAUUUUUGAAGCCGAAGACGGAAUCACCUUGCCGUGGCACACCUGUAUUUAUGGCACCAGAGAUCCUAUUAGAAGAUCUAAAGUUCGCUGGUCAGGAGGACCUUAAAAAGGCUGAUAUUUGGGCUUUAGGCCUCAUGAUGUUCUCGAUGAUAAAUCCAAAUCUUUCUAAUCCAUAUCGUGCUGAAUUUGAAGCUUCUGGUGUCCCAUUCUCGGAAAAGGCUUUGAGAAAUACCUUGAGACAGCAGAAGCUACCCCGUCCUGACGUCAAAUACGAGUCUUUCCGGACAACUCAGUGGUGGCAAAUUGACGACGUCUUCAAAUUAUGCACACAAUUUGACCCAGAAUCAAGACCGACUGCCGCUGAAGUUCUUAGGCUCCUAGAUACUAAUCAACCGGAGGCAUCUCUACGUUUGAUGAAUUUGUCUGUGAAUCAGAGCUCUGCCCAGACACCACAGGAUGACGGUACCAACUGCUGUGCGUUCCUUGCCCUAACCAUUUGCGACAGAUUCUUGAACGAGGUAAAAUUAGACGCGAAUAAUAAUAAUAAUAAUAAUAAUAAUAAUAAUAAUAAUAAUAAUAAUAAUUUUUUUUUUUAAAAAUAAUUAUUUUAUUCUCAACUCUAUAAAAUGCUUACAAUUAAAUAAUAAUAAUAAUAGUAAUAAUAAUAUUAAAUAUGUUUAUUUCUCACAUUCUCGCAGCUCACUGAUUCAGAAUUAAAAUGUUGUUACAAUACAAAAUAUAUAGAAAAUUCCAAUUUUGAGGGGGACUGGGUUUACAAUAAUUGAUUAGAAAAGUUAAACACUACUGCUUAUUAUAAUUUACAAGGAAUAUGGGGAAAAAGCUGGAUCGCGGUCUUUCAGUUCUACAUUUGGUUAAUGUAAGUUAGUUUGUUAAUCGAAUAUCGGUUCACAACUGUAUCCAUUCAUUCAUUCAUUCAUUCAUUCAUUCAUUCAUUCAUUCAAUAUGCAUCUGUAUAAUUCUCCAGUUAAUAUAAUUAUUAUUACUUUAAGGUUAACGAGAAAAGCGAUGUUCAGUGGGAUGACGUCAAACAAAUCGCUGAGGACACUAUCAUUAAUCUACCAAGGAUGAUCAACGAACACCGAAAAUUUGAUCAGUAUUAUGACGUGUCUGAAGCAAAACUAAAACUGAAGGAACUUAAGAUCUUGUCUUCCGACUAUGAACUAUCAGACGAGUGCAUCUCGUCAAACACCGUGUUUUCAGAUAAUGGCAGAACCGAGCUGAUCAAUGCACUAACACAGAAGCUAGAUCAGAGUGAAAGCGCCGUUGCCAUUUACACAUGUCACCCUUACAUAUUCUCAGUGGGAAAGCACAAAGAUGCUCUGUUCUUGGUUGACACUCAUCCUGUUUCUGAAGAUCUUGGAGGGAACUGCAAUGGUCUUUUUGUUAGUGACACCAGACUGCAGUCCUCGAUCCUGUAAACUACUUGUCCAAUGGAUUCUGAACCGACUACUCAAAGCGGGGGCAUCGGAAAAGGAACUUCAGAGUUUGGCUUGGCUAACACCAAUUUCAGGUUAGACAUUUAAACUUUGUUUAAAAAACUGCUUUACAAUGAGGAUGUUUGGGUUGGGUAAAAAUUGCACAAUAACCUGCUGAUUGUAAUAUAGUGCAACCCGACAUUCAGAAUACUAUUGCAAGCAAUGGUGCAUCUUGAGAAGUGGCCUAAACGGGCCGCAAUCUGGAUCCGCCAUUGAUUAAAGAUAGAUUCUUUAUAAUUAAAACUAAUAGGUCGAGUUGCUUAAAAUUAGAAGAUAUUGCGCACGAUCGAGCACGAUCGAGUAGGAAAACCGUUUUAUUAUUCAACUAAUUGCCAAACAGGCCUAUUUCAGAGCUAGAGAAAGUGAGGUUAUCGCGGCUUUGCAAGAUUUCGAGCGAGUCGUAGUAACCUAAUGUACAAAUAUCUAAGUAUUUCUCUUCGGUAUGUCUGUAUUACCGUAACAAAGCAAAGCUUUUAUUGGAUUCAAAAUUGAAAAUUAUAUUUUUUUAGCGAUAAACCACUGACAAAAAAAAAAAAAAAACGAAACAUACAUUUCUUUUUUUGAAGGAACUGGAGAUCACCCUCUAGGAACGAAAAUGUCGAAACAAGGAAGAAAACAAGUGACAGAUGACCAACAUGAAUUUGCUGCUGUUAACAAUGGAGAUGCCGAUGUUACAGUUUGUGGCCAAAAUGUUGACAAUGAGGAGCGCGGCACUAUCGUGAUUGAUCUUGAAGCAACAAGCGAUGAGGAACCUUUGCCUACAGUAAGUGCACAGACUGAAAAAGGGAAAAAGCUCUCGCAGUAUCAGCACAAUAAUAAAGGCAGAAUCAUUAAAAUACUACGUAGACAAUGAUUGUAAAUUACCGCAUCCAGUGCGUUUCUUCUCUUAUAACGUCUUAUACACUAAACAGACAUCGCUAACAAAGUUUAAUGACACCGAACCAAAGCAUGCAGUUUCGAUUUUUUUUUCGGCAAGUUAACGUUUUAACAAGUUUGACUGCCUAUGUUCUAUAAUUAUCAAAUGUUCUAUUGAGUUAGAUAUUCCAAGGAGUUACCAAACGCAAUCACAGAUAAUCUAUUGAGUUAUCGAACACAAUCGAACGUUAAGUGUUUGAUUGUAUAUACCUAAGGACAACCUAAUAAAUGUGGUUUGUUUAAUUUCAGAAAGUAAAACAUAUUUAUCCAAAAGGAGACAUUGGAGGUGUAGACAAGUCAUCUGAGAAAGGGUGAAAAACAAUGUGUACCUUAUAUUUGAUUAUUUAAAACAAUUUAAAUUUGGAUAUACACUGUACCUUUACGCGUACUUCUACAAACAACCUGCGCACCUGGGCGUAAGUGAACUUGGUGGUUAACCUUUGUGGACUCCUAUGUCUACCUCUGAAGACAUUCUCCUUGAAUCUCUCGAGCGCGUGGAUGAAUGUACUAUGAUGUUGAGUUUCCAAGAACCUAGCUUUUUUAAUUUUACUAGACAACAAAAUCGUAGAAAUGUGGAUCAUUCUACGCUCAUUAUAUACCCGCGCCAACUUUGGGAAAAGGAGUGAAGUAGUAAUUUUUUUCUAAUUUUCGUUCUUUUCUGCAUACAUGCAUGUAUUCAUACAUAUGUUGGUGGCUUGCCUGUAUUUUAUUUUUAUUUAAAAUUGUAAUAAUACAGUAUAUAACUUUUUAUUGUAAUUUUCAGGUACUGAAGAAGUACCCGCGGAAUGUGAGAGAAACGAAAGUGACGAGGAGGAGUUGCCUCUUGGCCCUAUCGCGGACAUAAAAUUCUAUGACGGAGACCAACGUCUACCAGUCUACAAGUGGGGCCUAACCAAAGGGAUGAAUACUGAUGAUGCGGCUGAAAUUCUUUUAAAACCCUUUGCUGAUCGCACAUUAAUGGCGACGCGUGUCCCAACAAAUAUAUCUAAAAACACUGUCUUUGUUGUGGACACGUCGAAUCUGUCAAAUAAAGCUGAUGUAAAGUGCGACGACCUUGGCGCUUGGUUGUGUACAGGCUCAAAGAAGUUUCCGUAUUCCACAGACAACUCUGGAAUUUGUCACAGAUUAGAGGACAAAGAUGACUGCCCACCUGACCACGUGUUGCAUAUAGUGCAACGCCAGUUUUUCACUAAUAAAAGCUUACCCUCCUUGCGAAAGUCAAUAAUCUCUGCACAUCGGGCUACAUCAACAUCGCCUCACGAUUUGGCAAUUGUUCAAUAUAUGUUUACAGACGGCGAACAAGAAGUCAACAUCAAGAGCCAUGGGAACUCUAAAGGAUCAACACCACGUCCUUUUAAAAGAACCAUGCAGAGCACCCGAGAAUUUGUGCAAGACAAGUUAAAAGAACAUCCCCUCGUCGAGUCAUUCACUCGGUUGUCGAAGAACGAGGGGAAUCAUGCAAGUCGAGUCUGCAGGCGAAUUUCCAAGAAACAGGGAUCAGGUGUACAACAUCAACAGACAAGCGAAGCGCCAGAAGGUUGAUGUACCCCUUUCCACUGGCGAUCCCCUUCUACAGGUGUUGGCAAAGGCGAAGGAAGAACAGCAAGGAUUGAGAGAAAACCUCUUUAUCAGAGAAAUCCCCUUGUUCCCAGAGCCGAUAGUUUUUCUCGCCACCGACCAGCAGUUAACUGAUGUAGUGCGAUUCUGCACCAAUCCUGAAGCGUUCUGCAUCUUGGAAGUAGACUGUACUUUUCAGAUUGCCGACUAUUACUACACCUUUACCACCUAUCGCAACCUGAUGUUAACUACUAACAAGGGAGUCCACCCUGUCUGCAUAGGACCCGGCAUUUUGCACAAACAAAAGCUUCUAACAUCAUACAAGACUUUGCCUCUCCUAAUGACAAAGUACAACAAAGACACUAGUGGUGUUCUAGCCUACGGAACAGAUGGAGAGGAAAACCUCUUUAAGGCCAUGUCGCAAGUCUUUGUAGACGCAAAGCAUUUGCGUUGUGACAUUCACCUGAGGGACAAUGUCAAACGAAAACUGAGUGAGCUUGGAAUAUCAGGAAGUGUGGCCGACGAAAUUGUCUGUGAUAUUUUUGGAAAGGUACUUGGAGAAGUGACUGAGGGUGGACUAGUUGACUGCACUUCAGGUGCCGAGUUCGACAUUGCAUUGAACAAUGUUAAACGAAAAUGGCCAGGCUUGCACAAGAAUGGUGAUCAAUUUACAACGUAUUUUUUAAAAGAGAACGCGGAAGUUAUUCGGGAAAGUGCAACGGCCGACAUUCGCUCGAUGUGUGGCCUUGGGUUUCCGCCCAAGGUAUAUACACAAAACGCAAGUGAAAGUAUGAACAGAUUAGUGAAAGCGGACGAAGAUGCCAAGCUUGCAAAAGAAACCAGACGGGCUUCCCCUUCCAUAGAGCGAAUAAGAGGCGAAGUUAAGAGGCAACAAGACGAGCAGUUCCUCGCAGUCAUUGGUCGAGGGAAUACCGAUUAACUGAAGAUUUCUCCUUCCUUGGGAUCGACGAGAAGGGCUUCUAUAGAAUGAGUCACAAGCAGAAGGACGCCCUGAAGAAGAAAUUCUUCUCAUCAUCCAUGUCAAGGUUACGAAACGAAGAUUCAGAAGAACAAGGAGCCGCCACAGAUACAACGUUAUCCAUAACUGCUGAAAAUGCCCAGAUUAUUGAUAUUCCCUACCCAGUGCUAAAGGGGAUGUUCAGCAAGGCUGCUACGACAGUGGAAGAUCCGUCCGCGCUGUGGAAAGUGCCAACUGGUGAAGGAGGUGACCCCUCAUGCCCAAUCAGAUACAUGGUUCACAGCCAAACAUCACGUGAGCCUCACACUGUCCUUGUUUAUCCCAAAACUGGCAAGGUGCAGUGUGAUAAAGGGUGUGUAAGCUGGUCCACGUACAGUUUGUGUUCACACACCCUAGCAGUAGCGGAGAAAGAGGGGCUUUAAAGGAGUUCCUUAAAUGGUUCAAAAGCAGAAAGCGUUCUCCUAAUCUGUCAGGCCUUGCAAACGUGAACAUGCCUAACAAUGCUGGUCAAAAACCGGAACAAGGAAGCGGAAAGGUGGAAGCAAUAAAUCCUCAACUGAUAGGAACAUUGUUCGCAAUCGGGUAUUGCAGCCUACAUCCGCACCCGUCAAUGAUUCAUGCCCAUCUGCAAUUGACCAAAACACCCCACCUUGGCCGCCAGUGUCGCCUUUGCCUCACAUUCAGCUGGGUAACAGUUUCAACGUGCCUCGGACUCCACUAGUCCCUCCAAUCUCAUCUAAUCAACCUUACCAGCAAGCCAACGGACAGCCUCCAACCCCAAAGCGUCCAAAGCCCUUACCAGGAAUUUUAGUGUUUGCCAGAUUAUCUUUCCUCGACAGUAAAGUCACGCGAUGCUAUGGCUGUGGCGACACCCUGAAGCCAGGCGGGACCAAUCCACCUCCACCCGAUGACCUCGUUUUGACAACACGACUUCGCCGUCAGUAUUUAAAAAAAGGACGUCAACACACAUCUCCAGAUAUUUCGUCGGUAUAUUAUCAUGUUAACCCUUAUUGCAUAAGGGUAACCUUCCCUGCCUUUCAACCAAAUUCAUGCAGAAUACCGUCGGAUCUACAGCCUUUUCUUCUACCCGAACACAAGCAAGUAAUUUUCGAAAGGCUUGCCGCUAUGGUCUAGUUGAAUUGUUGUCUGUGAGCCGGGAUUAUGACAUCACAUGUUAAAGUUUUUUUUGUUUGAAGUAAUGUUUUAAAGUGGAUAGUAUAAUAUCCGGCAAUUGAAUUGUUGUCUGUAUGAUUAUGACAUCAGAUUAUGUUCCUGUUGACGUUUCAUUCGGAACGUUUUAUAUAAGAAGAGAUAUAUUCAUUUAAUAAAGCAAAUAUUUUAGUUAUUUAUGUAUUUAUUUUUAUUUCUAGUCCGCGUUUUACAAAUUUUUGAGUCCGCGUUUUACAAAUUUUGAGUCCGCGUUUUACAAAUUUUGAGUCCGCGUUUUACAAAUUUUGAGUCCGCGUUUUACAAAUUUUGAGUCCGCGUUUUACAAAUUUUGAGUCCGCGUUUUACAAGUCCGCGUUUUACUAGUCCAGUCCAGUCCAGUCCAGUCCGCGAAAUACAGUAUGCCCCGAAAUUUCCGGUUUUUAUCCUAAAUGGAAAGCGUCCCUAAUGUAAUGUAGAUUCCCCUGAGACCAAGUGGUCAGUUGUGAACCAAUCAAAAGGCAGUACCUGGCGCACGGGCUCAAGUUGAAUAACAAACAAAAUUUCACUCACUUCCCGCCGUCGCGACUUCCUGUGUUUAUUUACCUAAAUUUUUUCGUUAAACCCGGCUACCGCAGUCAAGAGACAUGAGCACUUGAUAUAUUCUAUUAAUUUUAGGAGCCAUAAUGUUAAAUUUUAACGAAGAGAAGUUUGUAAAACAGCAAAAGUGUUCUAUGUGCAGCAAGCAAUAUUCUCACCACUAAAAAGGAUCAGAUUACACGAGGAGAUAAGGAAAGCUUGACACGAAGAUUGUAGUCGCUUCUGUUGGAAAAUCUGGUGUUGGGGAAAAAAUCUAACCAGCAAACAAAAACAAUGAGAACAAAAACGAAUUACAAGCCUAAAGCGAACGACAAAGCAAAAGAAAACAACGCCAUUUUUUUCGAAACGUGGCCGAGUUCAGUAUAAAAAUAAUGAACUAAAAUUAAAUACCGACGUGCCGUACAUCGCAUGUCCUUGGAAACAUUUCAGAUGGCCCAGCGAAUCACUUUAAGUUUCAAUCAGAUAACAAAAAGACUCGGGAAAUUUGAAAGGAGGUUUAAAUGAUUAAACUGUGCAAAUAUUUAUCAACAAUGUGAAACCGAACCGACAGUACAUUUGUAGCUGGACUUAAUAAUAUUCCCGAUCGCUUCCUCUGCAAAGCUGACUUUAUUCUUUCAUGGCACUUCCCAAUAUUACAUAGCAGGUUUGUAAAGCCACCAUACUGAAUCUGAGAACUUUUCAAGAAAAUAAUCCUUGCAACAGGAAGGGACCAAGAAACGGUCAAAUGGGAAAAAAAAGGAAUUUAUUGCUAAGCAAAAUACGCAUGAUUUGCUCGUUGGCACUCUAUCGAUAGGUAUACCUAGUUGUAACCCUCAUUAUAAUACAUCGCCAUCGCAACUAAUUUCUUUCAGCAGCUUCAGUAAAUAGCGGAACCACGAGAAAAUACUGCGCAUAUAAGAUUUUUUCUCUGAAAACAUACGUAUGCGAAAAUGUUAAAAAUAUUGAACAGUACCAUAGAAAGUUAUGUCCAGAAGUCAAUCGUUCUCAUUUUCAAACAAAUCAACUCGCAGAGCAGUAGCAAAUGAAAGUACUACUCAAUACGUUUGAUUUGAAAUAAUCAAACGUUGGGAAUUCAUUCACAGACUCAAAAGUUACAGCCAUCUUGUUCAUCACAACAAAAAAGAACCGUAGGAUAAGUUAUUUCAAGAGUUCGAAUGGACCUCUUUCAUUAUGGCGGCCCAUUUAUUUAUUCUUUCAUAUGUAUAUAAAUGAGCCAUUCUGGUCUUGUUUGAAAGUUAGAAUUCUUUUGUAUUUAACACAUGCUAAUGAGGUCAGAAAGGCUAAUUAUCAUACAUAUAAACGAAUAUAUUAAUAGUCCGCCAUUAUGAAAGAGCUCUAUUGAGUUUAUUUGAAAACCCGAAAAAAUAAAAAUCAGUUUAAGUCUCUUAAAUAAUAUCAGAGGCUCUUUUCAUGUUUGUUAUUUUGUUUUCCUUGUAGUGCAAACAAAACCCACUGCAAAGACUCUGUUGGAUCCCAAAAGAGCUCAAAAUUUGGGUAAGAUAAUGUUUUCAUGCUAGAGAAAUUUUCAAAGGUGGUUUCUUUUUGUUUUAUUCCAACCGAUCAUGUCAUCUUUCCAAACGACUUUUAGUUCGUUAAAAGAAGAAGAUAAAUGAUCGUUAAGGAAACUAAUCUGUUGCUCUUUCAUUUCUAUAUGACAGGUAUUUUCUUAAGUGGUUUCAAAUUGAGUGCCAAAGAAAUUGAUGAGAAGCUGAGUGUAUUCAGAGAAGAAGAUGGCGCAUUACCCAUGGAUCACGUGAUUGCUCUGAAAAGGUGACGUUGGCUGGAUCCUCUUUUAUGUUACGAGGGGGUAGGGAUAGGGAGCAAAGUGGAUGCCCUGUAGUGACACUGAAUGACAUCAUUGUGUUCACUCGAGGUGUUACAAAACAUGCCCUCAAUUUUCAAGAGCGAUAUUCACAGGAUGGGAGGAGUACAAGAGGCCACACGGAGGCCCUCACUUUCAUGGCCUCAAACUCAUUACUGUAGCACGGCCUAUUCUCUCUUCCUCCCCCCCCGCCCCUCUUCGCUUAAUACUCCCCUUUUCCUCUCCCUUAGUGCCUAAGUCCCGUUUUCAAAUGCCGUGCCGUUAGGGAGAUUUAGAUUUGAGGAUGAGAAUGAGUACGAAUACGAGAUUUAACUUAAAGUUUUUUCACCAACAAAGUUAAUACUGUUAUUUAUACUCCCUCUCCCGAUAGCAAAAUGAUUAUACUUCUAACAUUUGAUAACUUGUUCCCGCCACUACGACAUUCUCGCUAAAUCCCGUUGUUGAAUGACGACAGCUAUCACGUUUUCCCGCCAAAAUGACGCUGGCUGUUCACGCGCGCGCACGAGAAAAUCUCUUACUCGUAAUCGUCCUCGUCCUGGACUCGAAUCUCUACUCGUGCCAAGCUGGCUCGACCGUACCUUACGACUUGACUUCGGAUGUCGAAUACAAUAGCUGUUGUCGAAAGCAAAAUAUGAAUUUUUUUAACACAUUUUUUUAAUGAUCAAUGAACUGAGUUUGGUAUGACAGAAGCAUGUCGUUUGAAACCAAGACGUGCCACUGCCGUGCUUUGUUCUAAAUUUUUCGAAUUUAAUUCAGUCAAUUGUGAUCAGCACGGCAGUAGCGAGACGUUUGAAUCGCCGGGGCCUGUGGAAGGUUUCUUUUUUGCACGAAACGAAGGAAAAGCAAGGGUGGUGACAUCUAGAGAGAAGGAAGAAGUGAAACUAUGGUUUACGUUGGUGUAGAUAUAUCUUCACGACGUUUGUCUACAAUCAACAGAUUUCUGCCAUCGACUGAAGAGGCUGAGAUGUACAAGAACUACAAAGAUGACCCUAGCAGUUUGGUACCAGAAGACCAAUUUAUGAUGAAGGUACAGUUACAUUAGUGACUGCGUUCGCAAGGGCUAUAUAUUCCAAGGAGGGAGGAAAACCCCAGAAACGAGUUGGUGCCCUUAUUUCAGGACCACUCAGCGACUGUUUUCUGUAAAAUGCCGGUUCGAAGAAGCAAAUAUUACCUUGCAUUUUUUUUUCUUGAGGACGGCUAAAUAUUUCUGGAGGACUGUUCCAUUCAUGUUCAAUGUUCGAAGCUUAUCUAAUGGAUUCCCUACGAUUUUCUGAAGUUUAAUUUUUCACAUUUCACUGCCCAGGUUAGGCUAUCUUUCGUACAAAAAAGGAAACCUAAAAUUUUCGAAUUUAAAAAUGUGAUGGAGAGAGGAAUCAGAAAAAUUCUCACCUUUGCAUUAAGUUAAAUUGCAUGGAAAAUUUUCGGGAAAAUAAUACUGAGCUCUCGUAAUUUCGAAAAGACUCAAGUUUCCCUAGGAUGACCGAACAGAUACAAAUUUUAUAGCGCCACUCAGAAUGCAUUUCUAGAGAUCUACAAGUACUCUGGUUAGCCAAACAGUGUUUUCUAUGUAUUUAGGAGGAAACCGUCGUUAUGUGACCCUGUUAUUUUAAUGGCAACACUAGUGAUCCUUUUUCAUUUAAUUCGUUUUGUUUAUCAGCUUUGUGAGAUAAAAGACCUAGAGAAAAGACUGGAUCUACUUUUGGUCGUCAUGGAGUUUCCGGGCCAAUUCGAAGACCUUGCACCGGUAAGUUGAAACGCGACUUCCGGUUUGUCACUAGAUUUUUGGAACCACAGUGGAAUCCCGAUAUAACGAAUUACCUGGCGACGAAUUUUUCUUGUCACACAACGCUCCUUCCCAAGAAAAGGAGGAGCGCUCCGUGACGAGACAACGAGAUUAGAAGGCCAGGGCAAUGUAUUCGCUGCAACGAAUGUACAAAUGGGGCAAAGGGUAAAUUCACUUUUUUGGUGUUUUGGUAGACAGGCACAGACGCAGAAUUUUAUUCUGUAAUACUGUGGCAUAUUUUGUUAGUCUCCUUUCCUGAUAUGGAAAAAGUAAGUUAAAGUGAAGUAGUAACAUUCAGUACAAAGGGAUGCGUUAUGGUCUAGGUUCCACUGUACACACCAGUCUAGGCAACAGCAUUUUUGAAAGGGCGAGGAGGAAACAUUCCGAUGGAAUUUUUGGCAAAUUCUAGCGUAAUUGAAAACGUUCUUUAGGUGAGCCGUCUUGGUGGUAAGAGAGUGGAAAAAUAAAGCUUUGAAACCCGGAGAAUGCUUGAAAACUCUUAUAUUUGUCAUUUUGUCUAACGCGUUUUCAAUAACAGCUGUAAAGAUUUCAGCACCGCCGAUAAACAUGGGCUUGGUUACUGUAGCCCUCCCCUCCAAUUUGUUUUUCUUUCUUCUGGGGAGGGGUGUUGCUGUACAUUGGCCGGGGUACAGGACCAGUUGCAUUCUCCUAACGUCCACCCUGUUCUGUAGAAGAGCCUUUAUUUCACUUCCCCUGCAUGAAUGUGGUAAGUUCCUUUGUUGAGCAUUUGCUACUUGUCGCUAGGAUACAGUUUCGAUACCAGGCCUAAUAGCCGGUACAGCGGUACAGCGGGCUCAGUAACGGAUGCUCGCACUGUAAAAAACCAGUUUGACGAAAGAAAACAAGAUUGACCGGUCAAGAAGUUCGGACUUCGGCGACUUCAAAGGUUUUACGCGAAUCGUGCAGAGCCUUCUUUUUUCCGCAUCACUUAAGAACACAACAGGAGGCUCUGCUCACGGGGUGCUUAACGUCGGACGUAACUACCAACAUCUGACGUUCAGCCCAGUCAAGCUCUAACUUUCCUUCCGUUAGGUCUGACGUGCGGAUUACUGUAAUUUGUCCCUGGACUUACCAUUCCAGAUGUCAUUAAAAUUAGAACUCGUUUAUUGUCAGUAUAACUUUUAAAAAUGACGCACUUACGAGUUUAUUUAUGAAUAAAUCCACAAUUAUCUUAACUUUUUUGAAUAAAGGUAACUGAAAAAAGUUUAACACAAUGUUUUGAUGUCGCCGUAUAUAUCAGGUCAGCUUUUAGUUUUUAUCUUUACUUGAUAAUGAUGUCAUGGCGACAUCGAAACGUUCUGUUAAACCUUUUUUUCGCUUAUCUUUAUUCUUAAGUGUUUAACAAAAUUUAAUUUGAUUCGUAUCAUAACUUUGUUUUCAGAAUGUAAACAACUUACUACAAGCCUGCCAGGAACUAAACAACAGCAAGAAUUUCUUGCUUGUGCUUGAGUACGUCUUGUCCAUCGGUAACAUUCUGAACUCCGGAAGCAACAGAGGAGCUGCUUAUGGAUUCAGGCUGCAUUCACUACCAAAGGUAACGUGUGCAGUACAGUGAAACCCCGCUCUACGGACACUCCCUUGAUAGGGACACCCAUAUAUAACGGACAGUUUUGUUUGUCCUAACGAAUGGCCUAAAUUUCAGCCGUUCCCUCGAGUCGGGAACAUGCGACUUGAGGGGACGGCUGAAAUUUAGGCUAUCAAACAAAAAGCACAUACCUUUUCUGUAAAAUUAAACCGCUAAUCAUAACUAUAACAAAAUUGUCAAAUCUGAUUGGCUAUCAACUGCCCUGAUUUCAGCCUUAAUUGGACAGUUUAAUAGGACAGUACCCGUCAUGCCUAAGUAAUUAAACAGUACGCGCCAUCACGCGCGAGCUUAAAUGGCUUUUUUUUCUGCACUGCUAGCAAACAAAAUUUCGAAUUUCUUGUGUUUUGAUUUAAAAAAUAGCCCAUUAUGUCACAAAUUUUGUUUAAGUUAUGAUUAAUUGGUAACAGAACUUCGUGUCGUCCAAUUCGGUCUGUAAUCAUACUCGUGAUUAAAAAAAUCGGACUCCCGCUACGCGGUCGUCCGAUUUUGUUAAUCACUCGUAUGAUUACAGACCGAAUUGGACUCCACUCAGUCCUGUUACCAUUACUUAAUACGGACAACGGACACUUUUCUGUGUCCCGAGUCACAAUCUGUUGUAUAUCGUCUACCCCGCUUUACGGACACACUGGCCUGCGUUUCUGCGCACUGUCUAUUUUCAGUGUAUGUUAAUGAUACACAUUGCAUCCUGUUCAAAUAAUGAAAGAUUCCAACAGAUUAAUACGAUUUAUUAAUUAAAAACAGUGGCGAAAUAUCGUGACGUGUUUAAUAAUAACUACAGUUUUUGGAACGCGUUAUGUAUUGCCUCAAUGCGUUUGAUGUUUCGGGAUUUUCAUCUGUCUGUUUAUCUUCCGGUGUUUGGCCCUCAUACUGUGGUCGUUUAAUAAGGUUUUCUGCUUUCCGUCAUUGCUCCUUGGUAUCUUUACAUCGAUAAAGAUUGUGUCCGUGACGUUUUUUCUGAGAGUCUCGGAUAAUGCGGACACUAUGGCAUAUCCCCUUGGUGUCCGGAUCAACCGGGUGCCACUGUGCACAUUACGACUGCCUCAUUGCUACCUGUUACCCCUGGGAUACCACUUAUUAAAAGAAAUGGCGUUCCAUUCCUGUGUUUGACUGUGUUCGCCAUGUAGGCCGAAAAGAAAUAUCCGCGGUUAAGAAUUUAAUAAAUUCUGAAAUUAGAAUGAUAAUUAUUUCAGUUGGCAGAUAUACGUGGAAAUAACAAGAGGUACACUUUGUUGAAGUUCCUCAUCCUUCAGCUUGAGCAGUGCAGUCCAGAUGCGCUGAAUUUUCCCGAUGAAUUGAAAAGUGUUCCUAAAGCGGCAGCCUGUAAGUUCACAACUUUUGUUGAUUUUUUUGGAAUGUGAGAAAUGUAUUGUCUUUUGAUUGCAAAAUCAUAACUAAAAAUGAAAAGAUCUUGCAAAUAAAUGUUUACGGGCGAUGCCUGAAUUUAUUUUCCUCUUUCCUAUCAGGUUCAUCAAAAGCUUUGUUUGCUGAAGUGGAAGGUAUCUAGUAUUUCUGUACUUUUCAGUUGCUUUCUUGCGUUGUUGUUUUCGUUUCUUGUUAGUCCUCUUCGCCUGUUUAGUUCAUAAAGGACACAAGUAAUAUCUCAGUGACUAGCAGUAUUACUCAAAAUCUUGGCAACAAAUGUGUUAAGUAUACUUUCUCUUUUAGUGAUGAAGAAGGACUUGCUUAAAAUAAAGAAACAUUCAAGUGACUUGUUCUUGAAGCGGAGUGAAACAAAUUCCCAGGAUGUCAAACUGCACAAUGAUGUGGAAGUAUCCUUACGCCAUUACUUUAACUGUUCAUGAACCUAGGACUUUCCAACAAAGUACAGACUCCUCCUUUAUUUAGUUGAUUAGGACAAAAGGUUGUUAGGUAUAGCCAGAACCUUAACUAAACAAGGUAGGGCAAAAGUGUUGAGUUGUACAACCACACAUAAGUGUCGGCUGAUUUAGCAUGAGUCACAGGCCAGUGCUUAUUCACUUCUUGUAUUCUAACCUUCUCUACAGUUCAAAGUUACGCGAGAAAUAUUUUUUAAAUUUCUUGUUUAAAAUGUCUCGUGAAUUGUGUGCUUGUUUUGUUGACGACGAUUGCGUGCUUUUAUAUAUAAAACAGGCGAGAGUCGUCGAUAGCAUGCUUUAUAAAGAUAAAACUGAACACUGAUCAAUCGUGGUGCGCACCUUUCUCUGAACAUUUUGUGAAGCCAAGUUAACAACACCACGGGAACAUCAAAGGGUUAUCUUUACAGACCUACGUAAUCGAAAGUCAAUAGCAGGGCUCUAGGUUUGUUACAUUGUUGCCGUGAAGUCAACUAGUAACAACUAAACACUGGCAGCUCAAGGGAAAAUCGAGUCAUAGUUCUUUAACUAAUAACACAGACUUUUGUCACUGAAUAUGAGGAGAAGCUGAACGAUUUGUGUGACAAAUGCAAACAAAUGAAGCAGAUUUAUAACAAAGUUUUGGUAAGGAGCAUAGUUAAUGAGGUGGAAUGGUUAUAAAACCCGUCAGAUUCCCUUUUUACUUGUUUUGGUGGUCUUGACACUGCAAAACUGUCAAUAGCGCUCCUAUCAUUUUGAUCUUACCGGCCAAUGAAAAUGUCGCCCUAACUUAUCCCAGCACAAUGUGUGAACAAAAAUCAAAGAAUUGUGCAACAUCAUGCAGCUCUUCUAAAGAUAAACUACCGCACCAUAACCAGUGUCCUAUAAGGAACUAAAUAUUAUAAAGAUCUAGUUUUAUAAAUAAUUUUGAGUUUCAUCACGCAAAACCUUUGAAAAGACUGUCUUUUAAUGUUCACUUUCUAUGACGGAUUAGCUGACUAAUACAGGUUUAAUUGGCCUGGAAGGGUAUCAAGAUAUGAUUGAUAUGGUUACGCAAAACGAAACGGUUGUUAUCUAUUACGACUAUGACAACUUCGCGAUUAUUUACUGGCAAUUUUUUUAAACUCCCAGGAUUUGGUUUACACAUUUGGACAACUAGAAUCGCCUUUAUUUUCCAAACUGUGCGAUCGAUUCACUUGAAAUAUUUUGCUUGUGUGUUUGUAGGUGUCUUUUGGUGAACCACAGAGCAGUGAUUCUGAGGAGCUCUUUGGUGCUAUCAGCACCUUCAUCGGUCAGUUCAGAAAAGCCAUGAAAGAAACACAACAGGGGAGCAAACGCAACAAGGGCUUCAAACUAGAGGGGCUCAAGUAAGUUAUCGUAAAAGGUACUCGGGAUCACCUCAGUUAUAAGGUGCAAUUAAUUAUUAAUGUGGCCCGAACCUAUUUUUAUGCGUGUCGUUAUGUUUUUUUUAAUCGAGUUUUUUAGCAGGAACGAUGUAAAAGAUUUCUAUGAUUUUUGGUAUCCGCAAUAAAGAAUUUAAGAAAAUAUUAUUUAAUAUUUUCUUGUAGGUAAAAAAACCUUUGAGUCAUCGGCAUAUAAUUAAAACCGCAUUUUUACAGAAAAUGUAAUAUCCCACGACAGAUUUUCCUCUGACUUUAAAAAAUUCGGCGCCAUGAUGUUCUUAAGUUUUAUAUCUGCAAGUUUGAGGUCUUCGUACAGCUAACACCAUACAGCUAACACAUUUGUGAAAGUUGGCUCACAAAUAGUGGAAGAGUGUCGGCGGACUAUCUCCUAUGUGAAAGGGUAUUCUUACCCAAAGCUUCAUUGCAAGAAUCUAAGUAAUCAGAAACCUACGGCGAAUAUAGUUAGCAUUACAAGAAGAACUACUUAAUGCUGAAAUCGGGGUGAGAACAGAGAACUUCUAUUCAUCUAAUUUACUUAGUAUUUGUGCAUUUCCUUUCGAAAUAAAUCUUAACAAAGCAAAAUAUAACAUCUACGAAAAACUCACAAGAGUUUUUAGCGUUGUAAGUUCGCGUUUUGAAAAGAAAUAAAGCCACCAACUCCUGAACUACAAGAAAAUAAAUAACAUUUGCUUAAAGUUCCACCAUUCUUUAUUUUGGAUGCAAAAAAUCAUAGAAAUCGGGCAAAUCGUUGCUGCUGAAAAACGCGAGUCAAAAACAUAACCAACAAGCAUAAAAAUAGGUUCGGGUCACCUAAAAAUUGUGGGCCACUCCUAAGGUGCUCAUUUUCGUCUAGAUAUAAAAUAAUGUUAUAUUUGAGGCCCAAGAAGGAAAAUGCUACAGGUAGGAGUUGAUUCCUUAUCCAUCACAUCACUCAUUCUCUCCCCUACUUUAGAAUUUCGUAACAUUUGAGAAUGAUGAUUCUUCAGUCAGUGACUCCGAAAAAAAUCCGUCGAGUUUUCUCAACGGGAAUCGAACCUGUGACCUCAAGCUGCUGGUCAGGGUGCUGUCUAGGAUAUUUGAGGGGUAGAAGCUUACCCCCCAAAAUAUUGUUAUCAUUACAGUAUGUUUAACAAUUAUUCCUCGAGCCCGAAUGGGCUCUGAGACAAUAGCAUGGGCUAUUGACUCAGAGGCCGUGAGGGCGAGAGGAAUAAUUGUUUUAGUAAAGUCCAACUAGUUGGUCAAAAAUAUCGAGAAUAAAAAUAUUUUAGUUGCUGAAAGCUAGACUUUAAUCCUUUUUUGCCGCCAAAAAGCCGGCGCUUUUCGCUACUAGUGGGCUAUAACACAUAGCCUAGUAGUAGCUCAACCAAUCAGAACGCAGCAUUGAUAAUAGACCACUAGUUGGAUUUUACUAAAAGUAACUAUAUCGGAAAAAUCAUCCAGACGCGACGAGGUCAGUGCUCACACUGUGUCUCACAAUGCACCAGAUUGCAUCUCAGCGCAUCUUCAUUUCAAAAAUUUCCGGGGGGCAUGCCCCCGGACUUCCCUAGGAAGCUCGUGGCCUUCAGCCACUCGGGACUUCUCACCCAAACGAUAAAUCCUAGAUAGAACCCUGCUGGUUACUGGUGCACUGAGCUACAGCCGAGGAGACUCAAACAAACCUGGCCCCAGUUGUUCGAAGGUCGAUUAGCGUUAACCCGGGGUUAAAUUUUAACCUGGGUUCCUCUCUCUUUUGUUUAAAAGAAUUUUCUUGGAUAAACUUUUCCUUAGUUUUUGGAGCGUCCAGUCAUUAAAUUGUAGACAAAAAGGAUUGAACUGAAUUUGCUCUUUCAGCUUUCAUAUCUGAAUUCAAAUUUGGCACUAAUCCUGGCUAUCUUAACCAAGCUUUGAACAACCGGGCCCUGUAUAUUGCGGCUUGCUACCUAUUUCCAAUGAUCCCCAAACAAACAAAAGUUCCAAAGCAUGACUUGACUAGAAUACUUGACAAUUGAACUUUUAAGUUCUCGAUUAUCGUAGCACUUAGUAAAAUAAAGGAAAUAAUUUGAGUGGUUAUACAAAACGUGUAAAAAUGUAUCGAGAACGUUUGGGCCUUUUUUUAGAAAGAAUAGCCGGGAAGUUGAGUCGGGUAAAAUAAGCGCGAAGAAAGAAAACGGAGUUAACCACCAGAGCGGUCCUCAAACCCAGCACCUCCGGGUUGCGAGGUUGACUAGUCUGCCGCGGGCCCACCGCCGUGGUCACAAACGACGCGAAUUCCGUGACGUCCAUCGUUGCCGGGUUAAAUUUGGUCGAUGAAGGAUAUCAAAAUGAUUUUUUGUUCUCAUGCAAAUAAAAAUCCUUUUCACAAGAAAGGUUUUGCACUUUGCCUCGUUUUGAAAGUGAUAGCAUUUGGAACUCGGCAGUGGCCUGUUGUACGGUAUAUUUUACCGAGACGGAACAGUUAUUCGACCGCGAUGGAAAAACGUUCUAUAAAGGUUUGACUAGCCUAGAUUAGUCACAGUAAUGUUAAGAUUGUUUUCUGUUGUUAUUUUACAGGGAAGCUGUUGAGAAAAGACAGAAGCCAGCAGAGGUUGGUUCAUUUUUCUUAACGCACUUCAGUGGUAGAAAUGAAAGCUUUUACUUAUUUCUUGAUUUUUUUGUUGUUGUUUCUUUGCAAGGAUUCUAUUUCUGUAUCUACUGUGGAUUCUCUAUCAUCGACCAUCAGUGAUCGGGACGACGUUGAUGCGGGCAAAACAAACUGGAACCAACAGGUUAGAGAAAAACACUCUACUCUAUGCUAACCUACCAGAGCCGAGGGCUGGUACUUUACAAGGCUACAUUCACCAACGCUUUAAACUCUCUUAAACUGACAGCAAACUCUUCAUGCAGCCAACUCCCUUUAAAGCGGACACUGUAGGGACCUUGAGUUAGUGUCCUUAUUAGCGAGAGUCCGUAAUAGCGGGAUAUUAUUUCAGUCAAACAAUCAUCUGUAAUUUGUUUUCGGAGUGUCCACAAGGCGAGAGUCGACUGUAUUCAUCAAGAAAACAGUUUCACAUAUAGUCAACUCUAGCCUUGCGGACACCCGAUAAUACGGACAGCAGCUUAAUCCCAUGCAAAAAUAAAAUACAGACGUCUGACUGAAAUAAUCUCCCGCUAUUACGGACUCUCGCUAAUGAGGACACUACUUCAAGGUCCUUACGGUGUCCGCUAUAAAGGGAGUUGACUAUACUUAUAUAUAUCCUUGUUUUAAGGCUUCUGAAAGGAAUAGGAAUGUGAUACUGGAUUUAAAGCCAAGCAAAGUUGAGGCCAAAGCAAAUGGACCGCCUCCAGUUAUUCACAAACAGGUAUAAAAAUUUUCUGUUUUCGGCUCAAACUUAAGAUAGCAGGUUAACAACACCACUUUCGCUAAAAAUGACUUAUCAACAUUUUUGUGGACUAUCCUUUGUUUUGAAAUGUUGCUGUCAUUCGAGCCUGCAGACUGAAUGUACAUUGCAGUAAAUACUACCAGUUAGUUCCUUUCUUACUUUAACUGAAAGCUAUGCUCGAAAUAGUGCAUUUCCUGUAGUACCGUUGACUAUGCCGGACAAGGUAGUUGUCAGCUAUGAACCUGUGAUUAAAAUCCUAAACAGCAGUUAUUGCCUGUGGUUCUGUCUAUUAUACUGCACAAGGUGGUCCUACAUUGUGAGUCGUAGAUGUAACAUAUCGAGCAUGAGACGUAGUGUUUCAUCACCGGAUAGAACACUGAGAAGAGAGUUGAAAAUACGACGCGCAGCAGACUAUUUUGGACGAACUUCGAGGUGUUUCAUCUGGUGAUGAGACACUGCGUCACAUGCUUAAUAGGCUGAUUUAGCAGCAGAACGGGAUCGUCAGUUGACGACGGCGCGCGCAAAUCAAACAACUGGCUUGACCAAUGGCAGAGCAGCAAAUUGGGCACCGGAAGUCGUGUUUAGUCCUUUCCGCGCGCCUUCCUGUCGUCAACUGAAGUUCCCGUCCUGUUGCUAAAUCAGCCUAUUACUUCUCAAACACAAUGAUUUCAGAAGGAGAAAUUAAGGAUGCAAAAAUGAGCAGUUUUUCAUCUGAUUUCCAAUGUCUUUAUGAAUUGUUGAUGAGUUUGAGAAGGCUUCUUGAAGAUGGACGACCUAAAAAGAGCAAUUAUUAAAAGGAAUUCGUCAAAAAAUGUAUUUUUCAGCUCAGCAUCAAGUCCCCACCAAAACCACCAGUGCGAGCUGGUCCCAAGCCGACAAAACAAGGCUUCUUAGAUAAACUCAGCGGAGGCAAACAUAAAGCUCCAAAAUGGGACAACAGAUACUUUGAGCUGACAGAAACGGGAUAUCUGUACUACUACAAGAAACCCGACGGCGGGAAACCGAUUAACUCGAUCUAUUUAAGAGGGUGUCCAGUAGAAAUCGAUCAAAAUGACUCCUGUAUCAUCAUCGUGAAAUCCGAUGAGAGAGAUUGGAACCUAAAAGCGGUAAAUCCUGGCGAAGCGAGUGCAUGGAAGGACGCCUUGUCAUUUUACACCGACAAACAGAACUGAAAAAAAAAAAAAAGAUCAUCUCGGCAUGGCCAGGAGUCUGAAUUCGACUUACAGAGGUUGUCGUCCAGAAUGUGAGCAGAUGGUCCUUCUCUUCUUUAGUGAGAACAUGUAUAAUUUAUGUACAUAAUUAUAGUAAUUAAUUUAAUUUAUGUACAAAAUUAUAUUAAUUGAUAUAAUUUAUGCACAUGGUUGUAUUGAUAAAGGAAGGUAGGGGCUUCACCCUCGUUCCCCGCCGUGCGCACUCAUGGAGCGCCAAAGAAUACAGGAAAGAGAGCAACUAAGCGCUGUUUAAACUCGCCACAGCUUUCUCACUGUGCAAAAUAACGCUAAGAAGAUGAUUCCCUUUUGAAACAAGGUACUUCCAAAGAAGGUAACAAAGGAUGUUUAGUUCCAACUAUACGAAAUAAAUUAAAGAUGGAUGUAAUCGUAUUUAUUUUUGACUAGUGAUUUGAUUUAGUAUAUAUAGUAAGUGGUAACGUACUUUAAGCUGUGGAUAAUUGAUGAGAUUCUGCCAAACGUAUUAAUCAUAUUUGCC
Molecule: messenger RNA, 51019 nt
Organism: Porites lobata
Lineage: Eukaryota; Metazoa; Cnidaria; Anthozoa; Scleractinia; Poritidae
Source: the annotation of a GenBank genome assembly